AUGUGUUCCCCUGCUGCCCUCCCCCCCCAAACAGCUGUUUUCCAAACAACUUCAUUUGGUAAGCAGAAAAGAAACGAGAUUUAUUGAGCACUCAUUCAUAGCUUUACUUUUAAAUAAAUCCAGUAUAUCAUGGACAAUCUGUGCCUUUUUGUUGUUGUUACCCACUGCAAAGUUUAGACCUAUAAAAUAGAUAAAUAAAUUGCCAUUAAUAUCUGCCUCCCAUUUGGUAAUUUGUAUAUCAACAUGCCUCCCAACAUUUUGCAAAUGAAAAUAGGAUCAUGCUUGUAAUACCCUCAGUUCUUAAUCUGAAGAUCAUAGUCGGAGUGAUUCCCCCUAUUAUUGCUCAUUGCUGAAACUUUUCUUUGUAUUUCUUUUCUUUUAAAAAAAUAUGAAAUUGCUUCUGUUCCUCUGAUUUAACAGCUAGGACCAUGCUAGUUCUAGAAAAAAAGGGCAAUGCUGACCUACAACCUUUUAAAAUAUGCCUCAGCUGCUAAAGGAGGAAAUGGAAGACAGUGCACUGCAUAGUGUCUUGAUCUUUAUUUAUUUUAUUAUUGUUUAUGAGAAUUAUUUAUAUUUCAUCCAUUGGGAUAAAUCCUAUCAGGGUGGCUUACAAGAUAGUCCAUCUGGGGCAGGUUCUGUGGUCGUCUUUCAGAAGCAUCUUGAAACUCAGGAGUCUGGCAGAAUAAGUUUGUCCUUUUGAUGGGACUUUUCCCAAAGCACCAAAAAUUAGUUAUCUAGCUCACAGAUGGCCAACAUGGUUGCAUCCAAGUUUUGUGGACUACAACUACCAUUGUUCUUAAUACAUUGACCAUGCUGUCUGGGGCUGAGAGGGGGUGUAGUACAAAACACUAGGAGGGCACCACAAUGACCAACCCUGAUCUAAGAGUUAUGUUUCUCCUUCCGCUCACCAUCAUGACAUUACUUGGUUUGAAAGUUUAGAGGAUGGAGAAAUAUUUAAGCUAUGUGUUUCAGCCAAUUGGUUCCAUGAAAUUUAUGGGAAUGGGGUUUCCUUUGUGAACACAGGACUUUCUUUUGCCUUGCUUCUCUUAUUUCUUAGUAUCAGUGAGUUCAUUCUACUCUGAUCAGCAGCACAAUUAGAUGCAAGCAUGUGAAGCUGUAACUAUAACCUAUUAGGAACUUAAGGUUUGCUUGGGUUUUUGAAGCAGCUAUAGGAAACAGUGAACUCACUCACUUACUAAAGAAAAGCAUUCACUGUUAACUCUUUUGCAUUCACAAUCCCUGUUGCAAAGCUCAUAUAUUGUUGAACCAGAAUUGAAUCAAGAAUGACAGGAAGAAACUCAAGGGUAAACAAAAUAUAACUGUUGGUAUGUGUGUGUUUUGUUUUUAUUCCCUGUGUUCUAAAUGAUUUUUUAAUUCAAAUAUUGCAACUUACGGUACAUUUGUUGAAUUUUUAUUUAUUUAUUUUUUACAAAACAGAGAAGGCAUUCAAUCACUGCACCAAGGUAAGGCAUGCACCAAGUACAAAGGCAAUUGAAAAUCAAGCAUUUUCUUACUAUGGAAUUCACAGGGUUCAGAUUAAAAUGAUAUUUGAGAAUAUUGUAUUUCCAAAAAGAUGUUGCCUAGAAAUAAACCAUUUAAUGUUUAUAGGCCACCCUCAGGACUCACACAGCAUGUGAACAUUAAAUUAAUGAAGCUUGUAUCGGCAGAGCCAUUGGAGAAUCUUAGCUAUAGCACAAUCCUAAUUCUGGUGAAUCAAUUGGGGGUUUCCUCAUUGACUUUAAUGAGUGAAAAAUGCACCCUGCACUGGUCCAUCUCUUCCUUGCUAACAGUGUCUUGCCAUCUAUGAACAAGUGUGCAAGCAAGGGUUUUGUAUAGGGUGGAACCCCUGGGCAAUGAUUAUACUCGCACACUAACAAUGCAUCCUUGCUUGUCAGGUAUGAACAGAAAACCUUUGCAGCUCUAACACUUGCCUUAUGAAAAAAAAUAGCACUGAUCUGUGAACAUUUUUUUAAAGCAUCAAAUGGUACUUCCCUUUUGGUCAUUCUUCAGGGGUUGCUGAAAGUGUUGAUCUGGUUAGGAAGCAUCGCCAACAAUAGGCUUGCAGCAGUUGUAGUUCAGUGACAUCUGGAGGGUCAGUGGUUCCCCACACCUGUUCUAAAUAAACUUAACUUGCCCUUACCGGUGUCAGAAAGUACAUUCUGACUACAUUAUCAGAUACAUAGCCCACAAGAUAGCCAUGAUCCCUGAUUGCUCCAUUGAGUAUGCUGUAUUUAUGUUGAUAGUGCUUAUAGCCUUCUAGCGAUCCAAAUUCAGUAACUGAACAUUCCUUGUGGCUGCUUACUGAUACAGUUGGAAACUGUGUAAGAGACUGUGUAAGAUAGCUAAAGGAGGAGAUUAAACACAAGCAAACUCACACCUGAUACCUCAAGAAAAUAUGAUCUGUUACUGAAUAAAAAGGACCCACAAAUAUGAAAGGUGACAAGAAUCUCUUCCAUAUGAAUCGGAGGAAGUAAGUUUCACAAAACCUGUUCUGAACAUUUUCCUUCUCCUAUUUGUAAUAUGCAUGCACAUGCUGCAGAAAGACAACAUGUUAUUAAAACCAAGCAUUUUUUUGGAAGAGUGUUGUGUACAUGGGCUUUCCUUUGUGUAUGUGGGUCUUCCUUUGAGGCACAUCCUAUGAACAGACAUAUAUAUGGAGGCAAUGAGAGUAAGUACUGCCAUCGCAUAGCUCAAGAGUGGUCAUCUAGAUAUUGCUGAACCACAACUUCUAUCAGCCCCAAGAAGUAGUUCAGCAAGAUGCGGGAGACCAAAGACUAUUCCCACCUGAAUUAGCUAGUUGCGGGGAGAUGAGAAACAGUGUGCACACAAAGAGAAAAGUGGGAUAGAAGAGGGGUGGAAAGAGGAGAAAGCAAGAAAUGGAGAAACACAAAAGGAGUAAAUACACUAAGAAAAGAUGUGACAGAAGGGAUGGGAAUGAAGGGAAUAAGAAGGGGUGGAUGUAUGGAAGAAAACAAGCUGAGGAAAAAGGAUGGGAAAAUGAGUGAGAAAAGGGAGGGGACAGGAAGGCAACUAGAGGACCAAUGGGAAGAAGGAUGAAGGAAAAGACAGGAGGAGCUUCUCAUUCUCUCCUUCCUCUCUCUCAUGCACAUGGCAGGGACCUCAUGGAAGAGGCAGGUAGUCAUGGCAAGGAUUUUUUGGGGUGGCAAAACAAAACAGGCUUUUUUAUGGGAGAAGGGGAAACAGUGCAAAAAAAGCAAGAAGUAUUACAUUAUUGUAGGUGAGAUUGAGGGCACCUGAUCACCCUUUGUCUCCGGCUUAACAUUAAUAACGUGAAUGUGUGUGUGGUGAUCUGUGUUGCCUAUUAGUAAAAAGAGAAUGUGGUUUUCGAAUGUCGUGAGAAGGCGAGCUCUUUUAUCUUAAUUAGUAGAUUAAAUACAAGGAAGCUCCUGGCCAAGAUUCUUGAGAAGGAAAAUGCAUCCAUACCAUGCCUGCCCAUGCUCAUUUUACAAGUUAUAAAAUAUUCAAUCUGUUUGCCUUGUAAAUAUGGUUGUCAUAGGGCAGAUUCUGAUUUGGCAAUGUCAUAGGAACAGAGGAACUUGCCUUAUACUGAGCCAAACCAUUGGUCCACCUAGCUUAGCAUUAUCUGCAAUCACUGGUAGCAGCUCACUGGGAUUUCAGAAAGGGGUUUCUCUCAACCCUACUGUAGAUGCUUGGAAUUGGACCUCCUGCAUGCAACAGGGCAGAUGCUAUGGCCCUUCUCCAAUAAAGGCAUAAAGGCAACUCCACAGUAUAGUAAUUAACACAAUAACUAUACAAGUGUGUCAUAAUUGCUAUGUCUUCAGACCUCCUUUUAUUCCAUGUUAAUUUAAAGGAACCCAAAGCCACUUCUCCAAGUCAAUGCCAGCAUGCCAGUGUUGUCCAUUCAGCUCGGUCCAAAAUGGCAAUGGAAUUUCCAGAUGGCCUCAAGCACAAUUCUCCUCCGAGCUACGAGUGGCAGGCUGUGCUGCGUCAAACGUUUCCAACAAACAUUUGAGCAAACAAGCAAACGCUAUGGGAGGAUGCAUACCAACCAGCAUUCACCGUCUAACAAAGGAAUUCUUGCUAACAUUCAAGCAGUAAGUGAGCAUUAUUUACUGCUAGAUUACAAUAGAAUUCCUGUGGUAUCACAUAUUAUAUUCACAUUAAAACCAAAUGAGCUCAUCGUGAUUAAUGUUACCACAAUGAAUGCUGGAGGAAUUAGAAAUGAUUACCCACUCAUUGUAAAGGGUUGCUGAUAAUUAGUGCUAUUACACAAAAAGGUACAUUUUAAGCAAUCAUCAUAAUUAAUUCAUUCUGCAUUGUAUUAUGCAGUGCCGAUAACAAUGAGGUCUCCUGGUUCUUCCGUGGCUCUCACAUGUACAUCUGUCAACUCUCCUUUUGUAAUGCCUCUCUCUAGAUUAGUGUCAAGUGACAAACACGUCAAUGGUUACCUGUGGGGGAUCAUAUCCUGUUUUCUCCUCUUAAAUGUUCUGCUAUAGCAGUUAGUAAAUCAUUAAAAAAAAUACAAUAGGCUAUGCAGAAUAAUCUCAGUAAAUAUGAAUGCCUUUAGCUAGGGCAAACAAAGUAGCAAUGAUCUAACAUUAAUCUUUUUUAGAUAAAAAUGGAAUACUUCCACCAAAUGUAACUUAAUCCAGAGGUGUUUGUUUUCAUUUUAUAACACUCUACGCUUCCUUUGAGGAGCUCAGAAUGGCUCUGAGUCAUCCCAGAACAGGUUCUGAGGGUGGUGAUAAUGAUAAAGAAGAUGAUAAUGAUUUGGCUUCUAAGUAGUUUACAUGAUGUACCAACCUUUCAGCAAGUCUGGGUUGGGGUCAGCUUAGGGUUCCAUCUGGGCACCUAUAUACACUGCCUUAUGUUGUAUUAAAGCAGGGCGCACCCAAACAGAAGGCAGGGUAAGAUGGCUACCUCGGGCAGGGGAUGUUGAAGUGACACUGCUGGCAACCUACCCAGCCAUUUCCCUCUGUUGGAUGACAGAGUUGUAAACACCAUGUUGACCUGUCUUGUGCUUAACACCUUGCUGCUCUCAGGUGUUGAGGAGAACUCCUUCUUGAUGCCAUUGUUGAAGAAAGUGUCAGCUGCCAGUCCACUUGGUUUCUAUAUACCAAAUGGAAAGCGUCACCAAGUCCUUUGGGUCAGAUAGUAAAGUGCCUUGAAAGGAAGUUGGAUACAAACGAAUUACAUAAAACACUAUAAUAUCCUAGCUUGCUCAGACAUAUUGCCUUUAUCAGAUACAAAUCCUUUUUGGAGUUUAGCAACUUAGGAAGCCACUCCAAACAGCAUAACCACUGGUGUGUCAUCAGAGAGUCAGCAGUUGAUGUAAUAUCCUACCACGCUCUUCCAAAAUAUUAAUAAAGAGCAAGAAAGGGAAGUCCUAUGACACAUCUAAGAGGGCUUUUUAAAAUGCAAGUGUUAUGAGAACUUGCUUCAUAGCAGAACUUACCACAUUUUAAUCAGAGCUGGGUAUUUGCAUGAGAGUUGUCAAAUCAUGCCUUAGGCUGGGUUUCAAUAUGCCUUGGAGCUACAGCACAACUGAUGCGAAAAGCCCAGACUAUUAGUCCAUAUGGAAACUCUCUCUCCCCGUCCUGGCAAGUGACAACUGAUCUGUUUUGAGCAACAGCUCCAGCAGUAUGGAAACAAGGCUUCAAUGGCACCUAGAGCAGCUCUGUAAGGUGCUGUUUCAAUGACCAUCAUCCUCAGUCUUAAAUGAGAGCUAAAUCUCCACCUUCCAUGACAGCAGUCUCUCCAUUCAAAGUGCUCCUGCUUUUUCUUUAGCUGUUGACACCAACAGAGUGGGAGAUAGUGGUGUUUCACUAAGGAUUCUCGGAUGGAGUAAGAGUAGAGCAACACAAGCUUCCCUGGCCAGAGAGGCACUUGCACAAUGGUCUGCUGUUACUCUAGGAUGUACAUCAGCAGAGGGCAAUUGCCUCUCCCACUCUGAAUCCAUGGCUUCACCCUCUGGAGUCUGAUUACACGGUCAGGACCACAACCAUCAGAAGACUUGGCUGACUCUGCCAAGAGAGUUCUCCUUCCACAUGGUUCUUGAUUUCUCAUGUUUCCCCAGGUAUGGGUUCAAACAGCCAUGCCACUAAGACAGCCAUGCCAUUGAGAUAAACAUAAGAGCAAGAGCCCACUUUUAGAUAACACCACUUAGGUACAACAUCAUAAAUUCAGAAACAUUUUCCUAGUGACUACAUGAUUUGCCCUUUAGGUAGGUCUCCUUUGUUACUUAGCAGCAUGGUAUAAAUCACUAUUACAAAUGCCCUUUCCUUGAACAACUGUCAUACAUUCCCCUCUUCCUUUGUGCUUUCUGACAGUUCCAACUUGCAUAAAACACCUGAAAAUCAUGUUUUCAACAAAUGUAUUCACCUGUGGAUGAUAAAAUGAAAGAGGUGGCGGCUGAUAGUGCUGAAUUAUAGGGUGGUGUUUAAAAGCUAAAGAAAGAUAAAGUCUUGAGGUCUGCAGAGUUCAACAUCCAUUAAAAUGUCUAUUUUCAAUAAACCUAGCUAAAAAUGCAAUUCAGCCAUUCCUUUUUAGUCAUGUCCAGAAUAGCAUUGACAAGGCAACUCCUUGCUGGCAUUGAAGACAUUGCAAUUUCCCCCCUCUUGAAUAACUUUGCAUAUUCUGGCAUGAUAGCGCAACAGGAAAGUGACAUGACCUUCAUUGCAUCAAUUUACAAGUGCGUAAUAUAGUUUAAAUAGUGAACACUAUAUUCCUGAGAGCAAUGCUCACUGAUGGAAAUGUUCCUGCUCUCAUCUCACAUUGAAAGGAAAUGGGUUAACCUAACAUGCUUAUAGUUUCUCAAAAAAACCCCAAAACUUUCUGCAACUAUAUAUAAAAAAGCUAGAAGUGGUUUAGUCAUGCUGGCCACAUGACAAAUACCGGCUGUCACGGCCUGAAAAACAAGAUGAGUGCUGCCCCCCCAUAGUUGCCUUUGACUGGACUUAACCGUCCAGGGGUCCUUUACCUUUACCUUACCCUGCUAUGAAGCAAUAAGUGCUCAUUCCCCAUUGCACAUGUGGAACAUACAGGAACAAUUGACAUAUUCUGCAUGCAAUGACCUGUGCACGACCCUCUGAAAAGUUUAGACUUCUUUCUCCAAAUAAGCAGCUUGGGAAGGUGGGUUUAAAAAUUUGGUGCUUUGUCUUGCAUAGUUUUCAUUUAUUUUGAUGGCACUUGUUUAGGAGAACUUCCCAAUGGAUACUAUGUCACUAGCAUUUUGCAUGUUUUUUUUAAGCAUCAGUGAUAAGCUCAGAGAAACAGGAUACAAAUGCAAAUUAAUAUAAAUUGCACACAAUCUGGCGCUACUCGUAUACUGCUCAUGCAGUAUGUUACUGUGUUUACUCUAGAGCAACAGGGGUACACUUUUCACUCCAACCCUGACAUUAUGUCUUUUCCUUUGACCAUGUUGAUCAUGGUUGUCUGAGGCAAAAGCACAAGGGUCUACUGUCAGGUAGGGAAUGUGCAUGACUGGGACACCUGCACAACUGAGUGCCAUGAUUGUACACAGACCCACAUGCAAGCAAGAGCCAGCACAUUGGGCUUUCACCAAGAAACAGACACUGAAAGACUUCUUCCAGAAAUGGACCUUCAUGGGAAAGUAGGGAACCAUGCAACUAUACUAAGUUCAUCAUCCAGCAAAUAAUUUUAUGCACACAAUCCCUAUUUCCAUGGAUCACUUUUUAAUUUUUGUGUGUGUAUAUAGAGAUUUGUAUACAUGAACAAUAUGACAUGGACAGGAAUCAAAAAUUGUAGUUAAGAAGUAUAAUUUUGGGAUCAAAUCCUGGAAGGCAAAUAUUUGCACGAGGAAGAGGUUAGGGAAUGGGGAAUAUUUCAUAGACUCAUAGUGUUGGGGUCAGCUCCAUGCAAUGCAUAAAUCUCACCUAAAGCAUCGAUUUAUUUACAUAAUCCAAUGACCCUGGUUUCGAUCCAGGGAAAGAUGAGCAGAACUUCUUUUUUUGUAAACUGCUUUUUAUUUAUGUAAAAUGCUUUGAGGUGUGUGGGGUAUAAAUUUUAUGAAAUAAAUAAGUAAUACUUGAUUUGCACAAUGGGACUUGUUGGCUCCCUCAUUACUAUAGCCCCCUGUAUGCUACAAAGAUGCUUUCAAAAGAUGAAGGACCCUCCAGAACAGAGGUCGGCAACCUAAGGCCCAUGGGCCAGUUCCGGCCCAUGAGCCUCCCAGAACCGGCCCAUGGCUGGUUCUGUGGAUCGGCGUGGGGAUUCCCCCUCCAUCACUGCAGCGGAACCACCACCCUCCUCCCUCCUCCUGGUGCAGCAAAUCACCGGCCAAAUGCCUGCUAAGGUUUGAGGCCCUGGCCAAUGGGUGAACGGUGGCUAUGCGUGUUUGAGAGGAGGAAGGGGGCUGGGCUGAGCCGGCCGAGCGCAUUUCCAGCAGCCCCUCAUUGGAGCAAGCUAUUUGCCACCACCACUGUUACCGCCGCCACCACCGCUCUGCCAAGUGUGGCUCCUGUGCCUUUGCAAGCGGCAGAGGCUGUGGCUGUGGCGGCAGAGGAAUGAACAGCCCAAAAGCAGCCCUCUUGGGUUGCUCGUUCCUCCACUGCUGCUGCUGCCGGCAGCCUCUGCCUCUUGGCAGCACCCCAGGUGGGCAGGGGGACGGGUGGACUGGGGGAGGGGGGAGCGAGAAGCCCCUCUGCCGUAUGCGCAUGCAUGCGCACACAUGCGCUCUGGUCCACCAGGAGGUUUGUGGUGCUGUGAACCAGCCCACCCCCAACAAAGCUUGCCGACCCCUGCUCCAGAACAACAUGUGAUGGAGCUCUGGUGUGUGUGUGAUGGGAAUUUUUUUCCAAGCCCCUACAUUAUUUGAUUCAUGAUACAUGAUUCAUAUCCAAGUUUGCUAGCACUGAAGAACAGGUUAGAAAUGAAUGGUUUAUUCAGAGAAAUUACUUGGUUGCAACAUUGCCAGAAGUAUAUCCUGCUAAUCUGAUACAUGGUACCCAUUGCACUAUGAAUUGAACUGAAUGAAGACACUGGAUUUAGCAGAAGGGUAGUUGACAGGAUGGCAAAUGUACCAGUUGCACUGCUACUUAUUAAGAUCAUUAGACAUGGGUGCCUUCAUUGGGGAGGCCUUUGGUACUUGUCAUUCCCUCAUCAUCAAUCAGCGGCAAAUCCUCGUGAAUCCCUAAUCUAGGUCUCCCAGGUUGAUUCUAAUAAUUUUGCAAGGAGCUGCCAAAAAUUACUUAUUGUUCUGUUAAUCAUUGCUAAUAGGAACAGAGGAUGUUUUGAGAUGCCCCAUGAAAAUCAUACUAAUUAGAAAUGUCUGAAUUCAUACAACUCCUCAGAGAUUAAUUUAUACAUCAUAAUCAGUUAAUCACUUUUUUCCUUACAUAAUUAGACAGUGCCUGGUGGAAAGGAGAGCUCCUUUUGUUCUCCUGGAAAGAAGAAGACUACUGUAUGAGCUGACAGAAUGCAAGGCUGAGAUUGUAGGCUUGCCUAUCAAUUCACAUUCAAAGCCUGGACAUGCUGAUUAGAGCAGGUGCCUUUAUUGCCCAUUCUUCCAAAAAUCAGUUUUCCCCCCACAGCAUGUAUGAUUUUUGCUAAAUAGAAUACACAUUUUUUCCUAUUGGAAAAGAGAUUUGCAUUCAUUCUUCCUUUACAGAGUAAUGGAAGACCUUGCUUCCCAAUGUAGAGUGUUUUCACACAUUCAGCAUGUGUUCUUUCCUUCUAUUUGUGUGCAUGAGGGAUCAUUAAUGCAGGGCAGCUAGUGGAAGAGAUGUGUUGCUAAAUGGAAUGUGUAUUAUAAACCAGGCUUCCCUGACCUGAUGCCAUUAGAACUUUCAGACUACAACUUCCAUCUGCCUCAGCCAAUUUAGUCAAUGGCCAGGGAUUAUGGGAGUUGUAGUCCAACAGCAUGUGGAGGGUCCUAGGUCAGAGAAGGCUAUUCUGGACAAAGCAGCCAAGAGAGAUUGAAAGUGCAAUUCUACACAUGUCUGGUGUAGAUCCUUACUAACUCCCAGAUAAGUGGGCAUUGAAUUGCAGCCUGUCAAGAAAAAGUGUCCUAGCAUAAUAUGUUAAAACUAAAAGGCAGGGGAUUUUUAUAUUUAGGUGUAUGUUACACUUCGCUCUUUUACAUGGCGCCAUCCCAUAAACUGCCAAAUCAACAAUCCACCCUUUUUCCAGCAUGUGAAGUGGUUUUAUUUCAGGUAACAAACCUUACCAAUGACUAGGUGUCGUGUUGUGUUGCAGUGCUAAAUCUGGUGCCUUUGGUCUGAGGUUCUGCCCCUCAGUGUGGUCAAAACUUAACAGUACAGGAAAAGAACAUUAUUAUUUUUUGCACCCAUUGUGAACAUAUCGUGCAGGCAGCAGUGGCCAUAGUUUGAAUAUUACUGGCAUUCUCUCAGCAACUAAAGUAAUUCAUGGAGACAUAGUUAAGGACAGAAGAUGAGGAAUGCCAAUGAAGAACAGCAUUCAACAGCACAACUGACUUCCUCAGGAGGUUUGGGGAUCCCCCUCCUUUGAGGCUUUUAAGCAGAGGUUGGAUGGCCAUCUGUCAUGGACACUUUAGUUGAUAUUCCUGCAUUGCAGGGGGUUGGACUAAAUGACCUUUGGGGAUCCCUUCCAAUUCUAUGAAGAUCCACCAUACUAGACUGAACAUCAAAUCCCUCAGAACAAUCACAAAUGAAGUUGUGAAUUACAGCCCCAUAAGGGAAAUAGUUGCCCUGCACAUUUUGACCUUUUCCAUAUUUAUGCAGAUCAAAAUUUCUUUGAUUUUUGUUUGCUUAAAUCCCAGAGUUCUGUAUCUGGGCCCUGUCAAUGUCCUGCAUGGGGGGGAAAUGCACAUGGAUCAUAAGCCCAGCCCUCCCAUGUGAGCACCUGGGAAUGGUGUUAAUGGAGAAAUGGGGGUUUGCAGAAGGAACUCUAAUCCCUGUAUUCUUCAAUAUCACCAAAUGUUCCAACACCAUGAAUGGAUCUCAUAAAAAUAAAGGACAUCCAUGUGUAAACUAACUCUUGCUUUUCGGACAGCUUUGUCUUUAGAUAGGCGGAGUGGCAUACAUUGAGGUUUCCUUAGAGGCUAAGUGGUAGAUUAUUUUUAUUUUUCUCAUCAUGCAUGCAGCUUCGUCUGCAUUUACUGCUGCAGGUACCAAUAUGUCUAGACCUCCUCUUCUCUCGUUUACAUGAAUAUUUAGGGAUAAUUAAUCCUUGCUCAAUACAUGUUGUAACAAAGUUUCAUUUGCAAACAAAACCAGCAAAUGCCCAGUGUUGGCUACCUACCUAAUGUUUUCAUGCAUAUGGUGACAUUUACUAAAUAAUCCUGAAGCUCCACUGGGAAACAGCUGUGUGUGUGUGUGUGUGUGUGUGUGUGUGUGUGUGUAGGAAUAGGAGGGGUGGGGUUUUUUCCUUAUAGAUUUUUGUAGAGGAGAUUUUUAUCACAAGAUCUAUGCCUUUGUAGUGAGGAGAUACGACAAGGCUCAAACACAUACAUUAGGGUUUAAGUGACACCGUGCCCAUACCUAUACCACCACCACCAUAUGCACUGGCCACUCCAGCUCCUUUGGACCCACACAUUAACCAGCAAAUUGAAGGGCCAUAUGUAUAGGGUUUUACCAGAGAUGUGCAAUCCUGACUGACCGUUUCUCUGUCAGCUUGGAGAAGCUAUAUGCUCUCAUGGCUCUUCCAUGCGGCAACAUGGUGCAAAACCCUGAGGUACAGGGUUGGUGCUUAUGGAAAGUGUAGGCCUAAUUCCAUAAAUCCCGCAUAGGUGAAAAAAAUGACACCAUACCAUUCAAAUGAAGCCUACUAAUCUUAAAUUGUCAUUGGAGUUUUCUUAGAUAAUCAUUAGUAGUGAUUAGAUGUGUAUCUACAAAAUGGGGGCCUGCACAAGAUGGAAUCUGCUAAACUGGUCAAACCAGUCUCUUUGUAAGAUAAUGGCCUCAACUGGCCAUGUUGCCUUGGAGACAACUGAGCUAUGAUGAGUGAUAGACAUUUCCCCCACCCCUUCAUCUGGCUGGAGGCAACAUAUUUUUCUGAAUAGGAGAACAAUAGCCAGGGCUAUGCUGCAUGUUUAGCACUGACUGGAAGAUAUAAAGAAAGAGGCUUCUUGCUCUGUGCAUGCAUGGCUAUGUCUUUUGGCACCCUUCCCACCUGAAAACUUAAUGGAGAAGCAAAACCCGUUGGAUUGUUAAUGCUAUGAGCCCUCCCAUCUUAUGUUCAGGUUGUAUAUCUCUCUGUGUGUAAAUGAAACCAUAUAUCUUAAAGACACCACAGUCUCCACUGACCUUCAUUCCAAGAAAACCAAACUGGCACUCCUGAAGCUCAGAGAUUGGGAUGCAUUCAACAACAUCCACUAUCUCAGUUUCUGUUCAUGACUAGUAAAGAGCCCUCCAGCUCAUGCCACUGCCCUAGGCAGCUCCCAAAUAAAUAAAUACUUAAAUCUUCCACCUUAUGGAACCAUCAAUGUGCAUUGUGUUUUUUAAAAGUACUAAAGAGGACAGAUCACAGCCUCAGGGAGAAACCAAUGAGCAUCUAUUACAGUUAUGUAUAGUUAGACUUAGUUGCAAUACGGAACAGAGAUCUGAUUAUUCAUAGACUGUGAUUGAAUAUCCUGACGUGAACAUCAAAAACAAAUAUAAUUCCAGUGCAAUAGCUGAAUUCUAUUUUUACAAAGGAUUUAAUAGUAUUUUAAAGAUAAAUUACAUCUACGCAAAAUGAAUGAAAGUAUGCUCAUUUUCCACAUUUGGAUAAGAUUAAAGUGUUUAUUAGAAUUUAUUAGAACCAUUAAUUACUUUCAUCUAAUUUAUUCUACUUUUGUGUCUGAGUAGUAGGAGACUGGAUUGGGAGAAUUUCAUGCAUUCCUAUAAUUAAUUACAUAUCAAAUUUCUCAAUAAGAUUCCAUUUUUCCCUGUCUCAAAUGGUAUUGAUUUUUUUUCAAAUUACAGAAUGCCAAUAUUAAUUAUGAAAACAUUAUGAGUUUCCAUUUUAUAAGCAUUGCCAGAUUUCAUGCAUGCAGAAUGAGAGUUUGAUGUGUGAGUGGGUGGUCCAGUGCAGAAAGUGUUGGGUAAUGUAUACAUCCAUAUAAACCAAUGUAAGAUGUAGUUAUGAAGACAUUUCCCAUGAAGACAUUUCACUAAAGCUGUUGAAAAAUAUAAAAGGUCAGGCUGUUGCUGGAAAGCACCUGUUAAUUUCCUGAAAUUCCAAGUCUUUUUAUGAGUCAUGUUAAUCAUUAUGUUGCUUGCUCCGAGGCAAAGAUAUGCUAUGGGGUGAAAAAUGUAGGGCCCCAUUAAGUCUCACUGGUUAAGUAAGGAGCUAUGUAAGCAGGUUUUUCCUUUAAAAUGGGGCAUUUAAGCCUAGAUGAAAAUCUUCCCUCCUGAAAUCUCUCUCUACACCUCUGAAAAGGCAUCCCUACAUUAUUUGAAUCUGCGUUUCUAGUUCUCAGGUGGGGUGGGUGUUCAGAAAUCCUGCCUGAAAGACUAGUGGUGUCUAUUUGUUCUUGUCCAAAUAUUUCCAUUUCUAAGCUCCAGAGAUUCGCGUAAUUUAGAUAAGACCCAGAUAAGCACCCCAAGAACCUGGGGCUCAUCCAACCCAAACGCAGAUUCUGAGCAUGGGAGGUUUGUGGACUUGACUACUUCAAAACAGGAAAAUGAGAGACUUGUGUCUCUGUUAAGCAGAUGCUUUACUUCCCAAAACCUUUCAAGUCACAUGGUUCCUGGUAGGUGUUAGGGGUGAGGGUGGGUUGUGGAUAGGAAACUUUUAAAAAAAUAUAUAACAAAAAUAAAUAUAUCACAUGCAUAAUUCCGUGCAUUGAUGUGAGCUGACACGGCUACGGCAUCAUAUUCCCAUGUGUAAAUUAUUUCUCCCUCCCUCAACUAAAUAUGAGCAAAUGAGCAACCGAAGAAGAAAAUUAUAUAUUUUAAUCCCCCAUCUACUGGCAAUGGCAUUUUUUUUUUUUUAACUUGUGGCUGCCAUUUCCCCCUGCCUCCCAUAUGUCUCUAGAAUGAUAGCAGUGUUCUCACUUCAAUUGUCUGCAACAUAGUGCAGCGUGAUGAGGUAAAUCCUUUCCUUUCCGAGAAGGAAAAUGGCCACUUCCAGGGAUCCUUCUGAUAGAUUUGCGGCUGGUUUAGCACCUUUCUCAACACUCCAAUCCCUAACGUCCAAAGAAAGCUAGCUCUGAGGGUGAAGUGAACAUGGGAAAGAUUUUGGUGGACUCCUGUUUUGAGCCCUUAAAGCAGGCAUCCCCAAACUCGGCCCUCCAGAUGUUUUGGGACUACAGUUGCCAUCAUCCCUGACCACUGGUCCUGUUAGCUAGGGAUGAUGGGAGUUGUAGUCCCAAAACAUCUGGAGGGCCGAGUUUGCCUAUGCCUGCCUUAAAGGAAUAAGACACCAUUGGCAAGUGCAUUUUAUGUUUGCUGUUCAAUAUAUUUGCAAUGAAGCAAUAAGCAUUAAUGGUGCUGGAGGAGACUCUUGAGAGCCCCAUGGACUGCAAGAAGAUCAAACCUAUCCAUUCUUAAGGAAAUCAGCCCUGAGUGCUCACUGGAAGGACAGAUCCUGAAGCUGAGGCUCCAAUACUUUGGCCACCUCAUGAGAAGAGAAGACUCCCUGGAAAAGACCCUGAUGUUGGGAAAGAUUGAGGGCACAAGGAGAAGCGUAUGACAGAGGACGAGAUGGUUGGACAGUGUUCUCGAGCUACCAGCAUGGGUUUGACCAAACUGCGGGAGGCAGUGGAAGACAAGAGUGCCUGGCGUGCUCUGGUCCAUGGGGUCACGAAGAGUCGGACACGACUAAACGACUAAACAACAACAACAACAACAACAACAUAAUGUUCCAACUUCUCCUCUUUUGAGAUGUGCAAACUCUUGAUGCAAGGACAGAACAGAUGUAUAAGUAAAAGGAAGACCAGGGCACUGGAGGCAUAAGGCACUUGGGCUUCCUGUUCUUUCUGUGUUCCUGAAGGCGAAUUGAUGGAAGGAGCGUCUCCACCCCCAUCGUUCUGCCCGGACGCUGAGGUCCAGCGCCGAGGGCCUUCUGGCGGUUCCCUCAUUGCAAGAAGCAAAGCUACAGGGAGCCAGGCAGAGGUCCUUCUCGGUAGUGGCGCCCACCCUGUGGAAUGCCCUUUCAGCAGAUGUCAAAGCGAUAAACAACUGCCUGACAUUCAGAAGACUCCCUGGAAAAGACCCUGAUGUUGGGAAAGAUUGAGGGCACAAGGAGAAGGGGACGACAGAGGACGAGAUGGUUGGACAGUGUUCUCAAAGCUACAAACAUGAGUUUGACCAAACUGCGGGAGGCAGUGGAAGACAGGAGUGCCUGGCGUGCUCUGGUCCAUGGGGUCACGAAGAGUCGGACACGACUAAACGACUAAACAACAAUAAGCAUUAACUGCAAAGGAUGUGUGGAGGUAAGAUCUGAGCUAGUACAUUGGAGAUUAAAUUUAGAUAGAUAGAUUCUCUGCCUUUCAUCCAAAGAGCUCAAGUUUUGGAACCGCUGUCUUAUAUGAUACAAAAACUGCUUUUGAAAAUCUCCUACAUUUCAAAAGGGUUUGUCUUGUGGCACAAGGCAGCCCAGAUCCCUUUCUGAGCAUGUGGAACUAGUUGUGAGGGCCUUUUGACCCCAGCCAUCAUUUCUAACCUAAACCAUUUGCAAUAUAAAUCUGAUAUAAUCCACUUGCAGUAUAACCUGAUAUAAUCUGCUUGGCAAGAGACUUUCCCCUUCUGUUCUUGUUUGCUAUAGAAUUGACUCAGUUGCCCCUCAGUUGCUCCUCAGCUGUAUUCUGUAUGACCCCUUUGUUCUGUGAAAAAUGGUACAAUUGAGAUGCCCAUCAGAUAAAUGAUCGCAAACUGUCUUCCUGAACAUUGCACUGCUAACUCAGGGUUAACAUUUGCAAUCCUAAAUCUCCCCUGACUAGAACCUGUCAGUGAGGCUAAGCAACUGAAAUAUAUAUACUUGGGGUGCACUGACAGGUUGAAUUAUUGUCUUCUGUGAACUGAUCUGAGUACAAAGUCAGUUUUGCUUCAGACUUCCACUUGACUUUAACCCUAUCCUCAUGGGGAGAACUUGGUAUUAUAGCCUCCUAAACUAUUUGGACCUUUAUGGACAUAAUUACAUUUACAGGAUGGCUUCUACGUUUCCUUUUAAAUCUGGCUCAAAUACAGUCUGUUCAUGUAGCUGUAGAGAUUUUCCAGAAAAUUCCUGCUCUGUGAGGUAAUGGCUCUAUGAAUCUUAUCAUUUGAACACAUUUCUACUUGCCUUCUUGUUUUUGAGAGAUAAAUACAGCAAAUCUCAGAUCAUUCAGUUCGAUUGAUGUUGCUGGACUUUCCGCUCAUUAACAAAUAAUUUCCAGAUAGGGACAAACACUCAGAAGGCUUGAUAAUCCUUAACAUUCCCACAAUGCCUCUCUCUUUCUCUGAAAUAAUGCUGGCUAUCUCUUCAUUCACUGGAUGAAGUGCUGAGCACCUUACAAAUAGAUUUAGAUAUGAUAAGAGACAGACAAGUGUCUAGGCCUAAAUUCUGGGCUUGAAAUUCAUGAAAGUUAUGGAAAGUAAAAAGGGGGGGAGAGAACAGCACUGAGUGUUUAAGGUUUUAUUUCUGACAAAUGACAGCCUCUGUUUUUCAGAUAUGUGUUAUCUAAGCUAGUAGAUUUUUUAAAAGCAGUUCUAAAUGCAAGAGACAGGAAAUAAGUAGGACAGUAGCCUGAAAAAGCAGCCGACAGAAGUUGAAACACAGCAUUCAGUUCUGACAUUGCUCCCCCACCUUCAAGGAAUUACCUUCACUUUCUGCACAUACUUUAGAAACUAAAGCAAGAACUACUGAAGAAAUGUGGAGGGGGACUGCCAUCUAUUUAUUUUGAAGUAUUUCUCACUCAUUUUUCAAUGGUAGAUAUUCAAAGCAAGUUACACAAAUAAUGGUAAAAGAGAGAGCAAAUAAACUGAAAUAUUGCCUACUAUUGUACUUUCCAGAAACAGCUGCAGAUAUGUUUGCUUCAAUGAACUUUUUGAGCUGGAUGGAAAGGGUUCUGCAUUAGGAGUUCCUUUUGUACUGUUUUUCAGCACAUCUUCACGGAUGUUUCUGUACUGUUUUGAAAACCAAUUAUGAAAACUGUUUUUUAUGAUUUGUUUGUAAAUCACUUUGAGGCACAUGUAAAAGGUGAUUGAUAAAUUGGUCAAUAAAUCACACAAGCACACACUACUUGCCUUUUAAUUUACGCAGUUUAAAAGGUGGCUUACAUUAAUCAAAAUCAAACUGCCAUCAGCAGCAACUCUGUGUAACAAUGGCUUUGUUCUGGCAUAAAAAAAAACCUUCCAAAAUGGUGUGAGUUGAACAUCUCUAGGAUGUCUAGCAGCAACCAUCCUCUGAAUCUGUGACAAUCAGAGUAGGGCCACUGAAUAAGAUCACAAUGACCAGCUUCAUAUAUGGGAAUUAGUUAUCCUUUUCUUAUUCCUGGCCUCAAACCAUAUGCAGUAUUAAAAACUAUGAAAUAUUCUCAGAAACAAAGAAGCAAAGAUCACCAGUGUUGAAGCAAUGAUUCUUCAACAUCAACUUCAUUGGACUGGACAUGUUGUGCAGAUACCUGAUUAUCAUCUUCCAAAGCAACUACUCUAUUCCGAACUUAAAAAUGGAAAGUGUAAUACUGGUGGUCAACAAAAGAGGUUUAAAGACUGUCUCAAGGCAAAUCUAAAAAAAAAGUAGUAUAAACACUGACAACUGGGAAACACUGGCCUGCGAAUGCUCCAAUUGGAGAACAACCUUUACCAAAGGUGUCAUGGGCUUUGAAGACACUCAAACUCAGGAUGAAAGGGAGAAAUGUGCUAGGAGGAAGGCACUCUUGGCAAAUCCACACCGUGAUCAACUCCCUCCUGGAAACCAAUGUCCCCACUGUGGAAGGACAUGUGGUUCCAGAAUUGGCUUCCACAGUCACUUACGGACUCAUUGUUAAAACUGUUUAUGGAAGACAAUCUUACUUAGCUAUGAGUGAUCGCAGAAGAAGAAGAAGAAGAAGAAGAAGAAGAAGAAGAAGAAGAAAGAGAAGAAGAAAGAAGAAGAAGAAGAAGAAGAAGAAGAAGAAGAAGAAGAAGAAGAAUUCUCAGAAACGCACAGGAAGUCAGUGAGGAUAUUUUAAUACUGAUGAAAUGUGUUCAAAUUGGCUGUCCCCAGUCAACAGUUUGCCUACUACAUUUUACAUUUAUUGAAGUGUGCAAGUACCCAAAGGCAUCCAGAGAUAUAACACAUUGCAGGGCAGAGCAAUCUUGACCCCUGAACAGCUGCAUGAGAGGGAGUUUCCAUAUGCCCAGCCCUGAACAGCUGUGUUAGCUUCCUCUUUGCUUCUGCAUGUCUAUAUGAUUAUAGCCCACAAUCAAUUGUGAAAUCUGCUAAAAGAAAAUAAUAAUAAUAAUAAUAAUAAUAAUAAUAAUAAUAAUAAUAAUUUAUUAUUUAUACCCUGCCCAUUUGGCUGGGCCACCCCAGCCAAUCUGGGCGGCUUCCAUAGAAACCAAAAAUACACUAAAAUAUCACACAUUAAAAACUUCCCUGAACAGGGCUGCCUUAAGAUGUCUUCUGAAUGUCAGGCAGUUGUUUAUCGCUUUGACAUCUGCUGGAAGGGCAUUCCACAGGGUGGGCGCCACUACCGAGAAGGACCUCUGCCUGGCUCCCUGUAGCUUUGCUUCUUGCAAUGAGGGAACCGCCAGAAGGCCCUCGGCGCUGGACCUCAGCGUCCGGGCAGAACGAUGGGGGUGGAGACGCUCCUUCCAUCAAUUCGCCUUCAGGAACACAGAAAAGAACAGGAAGCCCAAGUGCCUUAUGCCUCCAGUGCCCUGGUCUUCCUUUUACUUAUACAUCUGUUCUGUCCUUGCAUCAAGAGUUUGCACAUCUCAAAAGAGGAGAAGUUGGAACAUUAUGUUGUUGUUGUUGUUGUUGUUUAGUCGUUUAGUCGUGUCCGACUCUUCGUGACCCCAUGGACCAGAGCACGCCAGGCACUCUUGUCUUCCACUGCCUCCCGCAGUUUGGUCAAACCCAUGCUGGUAGCUUCGAGAACACUGUCCAACCAUCUCGUCCUCUGUCAUACGCUUCUCCUUGUGCCCUCAAUCUUUCCCAACAUCAGGGUCUUUUCCAGGGAGUCUUCUCUUCUCAUGAGGUGGCCAAAGUAUUGGAGCCUCAGCUUCAGGAUCUGUCCUUCCAGUGAGCACUCAGGGCUGAUUUCCUUAAGAAUGGAAAGGUUUGAUCUUCUUGCAGUUCACGGGACUCUCAAGAGUCUCCUCCAGCACCAUAAUUCAAAAGCACCAAUUCUUCGGCGAUCAGCCUUCUUUAUGUUAGUAUGAAGAAAUGCAGAGGACAGGAAGUAUGGGCUAGUGUGCUUCCUGUUCCUCUGUAUCUCAUAACCGCAGAAGACUCUCUGAGUAUACUGGAAUGAGAAAUAAGCUAGGUAGUUUUUAGUCCUACAAAUCAUGUUUAAAAGACAAUGGAGGUCAUUCAUUUCCCAGUGGAAAAGAAUAACAUGCCAUAAGCUAUUUUUGGUUCCAGUUUAACAAUGUUAAUUGAAAUCCAAACUGGCAAUAAGAUUGCUGGAAUUUCAAAGGCUGAAGACAAAGGUAAGAUGUGGUGUCAACGUAGAAAGCUAUGUGUAGCUUAAAAUGUGCAAAGACAGAAAGUGACAGAGUAUAAUUAUUACUCUAAAGGAGAAGAAGAAGAAAAACAGUUCUUAAGGUUCAUUUCAGGCAUACUAAUUUUAGAACACCAGUGAACAAGAAAAUCUUCAAAUGUCAGGCUAGUUAAAACAUAAGUCUGCAAAUUAUGGAUGCAAUCCAACUGCAUUAAAAUCAAUGACAAGUUUUGCAACUGAAUUAAAUAGGAGGUAUAUUGAACACGGUGACUUUAUUAUUCCAUUACCUAAUCUGCAUCUGUGUUUAUUUACAGCCCAAAGUGAUUACGCUCCUCAUUUUAUAUGUUAGGGUCGUUAAAAUUGUGUUCUUGUUGUCACUUGUUGGUUUUCUAAUAUGUGUUUGUAUUUUUCUUUGAACAGAAUUACCUGGAACAAUAUACCAGUCAAAACUCAGGCAAGAAACACCCAGUGAGUGCUUCAACAUCUGUGGCUAGAUUACAGAAUAAAAAUGAAAUGUAUUUUAAAAAUUAAUAAAGAUUUAUUAAAAUGCAGCGUAGUCUGUUCCUUGGAUAAUAGUAUGACUAUUACCAAUAGCAGCUAUUAGUUGCUUUGGGAUAGAAGAUUCAUUUUUUUCUCACCUUGAAGUAGUCAAGAAUUCAGUGUAAUCUAUGAGUUUUUUGUUGAAGACCAAGGUAGAAGAAAAUGGAGUAUACCAUAUAGUGCCUAGACUAGUGAUACUACUACUAAUAAGAGGAUAAAUGCCUGCUACUACUUUUACUUCUAUUGCUACCACUACUAGUAGCAAUAGGUUGGUAGCAUCACGUGAAUACAGGAAAUUUAGGUUUGCACAAUAAAAGCGAGUUUUGCUGCCCAGGUGUAACAAGGCUUUUUGAGAUUUGGAGGGAAAGUGUGGGGUGAAUGAAUGGUUCACGGGAAGAUGCACAAAUAUCCCACAUGCAAAUCAGGAUGACUGCUCAUUGAUAGUAAACCUCCCUGGAGACAAGUCAGAAUGAAUGUUUCAUCAAGAUUGGAUGCAGCCUAACCUCUGUGUAAGCUUUGUGCAAGCAAAUCAUAAUAAAUGGUCAAUAAACAGGUCCUUGAGAUGUGCCCUAAGUCAGAGAGACACCCUAAUGCCCUUGAAUGCUUAUAUCCAUACAAUGUUUUAUUUAAAACCAUUAGGGUUUUUAGAAUUAAUACUGAAGUGAUUUAAGGUUAGCAUAUAUGGAAAUUUAAUAUUUCCAUAUAAAAAUACCUUAGAACAGAGUGGAAAAGUGGAAAAUAUUAAAGCUUUCUAUACUUGGGCUUUUAUGACUGUAGAAUGCCAGGACAGUGUCUAAUUUGUUAUAGCUGUAGCAAAAGUGAGAACAGGUUAAAGGUUCACUGUAGCAACAUGUUUGAGUUGACUUACUGGAAUUUUAAUCAAGACUAAUAACUUAAAAGUGCUUAGAGAAACUAAAGUAGUUUAAUUUUAUUUAACACAAAGGAGCUAAGGCUUUGAAUCCCCUGCCCAAAAUUAAUAUUUGCUGCAUCAAAAUUAUGGAGGAGGUGGGUAGAGGUGAGACUGAGUCUGUUUACCAUUUCCUGUGCUUCCCUCAGCUAUCUUUUUAAGGAGCUAAAACAAUACCAUUUCCUAUCAUAAUGCACCAUGUUUUUAGGUUUGCUGUUGAAACCUGAGUUCACAUGUGUGCUCAUAAGUAUGUGUAGAUAAGGACACAUGGUAACAAGUGAAGAAAAAGGUUCAAUUAAGGCAUUCCUAUGUUAGUUAUGUGAAUAAGACGAUAUAAACAAAAAGAGAGAACCAAAUCGAACCAUUUGUUAUUUAUUUUUAAUUGGACUGAUAAUGUCCUCAGCUACAUGUGCUUAGGAGUAUAGAUGUUUGUUCUUUACAGUACUUCUGUUGUAGGAAAUGAAGUUUGGAACUGAAUAAUUUGUUCAACUGUGGGGAUCUUGGAACAUACCAACUUCAAAUGCCAUAGAGGUAUGUCAUCACCACGGUACAUUGGGGCUCCAUUUUGUUUGAACAGCUAAGCUCCAGUAGCCACACAAGGAACCUUGGCCACAAAUCCAGUCCACACUCCAUUAAACAAACCAUCGUCUGAUCUGUAAUUGACAUAGCAGCAGAUAUAGGCCUAUAAAAUUUUAAGGGGCAGGCAAAGAUAGACUCAGGCUUCCUCGGGUCAAGCAGGGAUGCCUGUUCCUUUACCUUCCCACCUGAACAUAGAGAGUAGAACUCAUCUGUGAAAUGAGUUUUGUUUGGAACUGACUUUAUAUGUGCGAAUGAGAUUUACUGAGCGUUACUUGUUAAGAUACAGCUGCUCCCUGGACUGUAUUGCUCUCGGAAGGAAUGUGUGGUGCACACAUGGCUUUGAAAGGCAAGAAAGUGAAGUAUGAAAUAAAACUGCUGGGAUAGAUAUAGAAUGAUUGACGGCGUGUAUUUUCUGCUGAGUGCAAUCUGUUUGAGGGUACCAGAGAGAUAAGAAUGUGGUAUGUAGUAUGUAAAAGGGUUUUCUUUCUCUUGUACUCAAUCACACUGUAUUAACUUAAAUAACAUCUCACUUCCCUCACCCACCAUGUACCACUUUCUUUUCACUUCCCAAAACAACACAAAACCAUGGCUUGUACAAGAGAAAUGUGGCCUUUUCAAAUUAUAAAUCUUUCUCUUUCUGACAUAGCCCCUCUGUUGGUGGGAAGAAAUGUUCUGUGUGAGAAAUGUUCACUGUGAAUGUUCUCUAUUUCAGAUGUCAUAGAAAGUAUGUUGUUGUUUCUUCCCAGUGUUUGGUACAGGCAGCAUACAAUUCUCUUUCAAGGGGAAAUAUUGCAAGGAAGUUGAUAAUUUUCUGAUUAAUUCUGCGAGGAAAUCAGGUGCAUGUUUUCAGUGAAUGAAACUCAUUUUUGCUCAAUUUCUGUACCAAAUACAAAGUUGUUCAGAGCCUUGACUGAAACUCCUUUGAAAUAAACUUAGAUGGCUACUGUAAAUAAUCACCAGUGAGGUGGUGGUACAAAGUUUUCACUGAAAUCUAGUGAAUCGUGUUGUUUUCAGUGCCAAAUGAAGGAAAAUUGCCUUUGUGUUAUGGAGGUUCUGCUUAUCUCCAGAGCUGUAAGAGCUAGACUGUUUUGUAAGGAACAGAAAAGCAGUAAAUAGUCUUGAAGGCUGGUGUCUUUCUCUCAUCAGAAAAGUUGGAUGUAUCCCAUUCCUGUAUAAUACUAAUUAGUCUGUGGCCUCUUAGUCCAGGCAUGAAACAAUCACUUUCAGAUGAACCUGCAGGUGAAAGGCUUGGACUUCCUUUUUAUAGCAGGCUUAAAAUAACCACACUUCUUUUUUCUUGUGAUAAAGCUGCUUUGCACUCUGGUCUCAUCAACUACAUUGGGAUCUUAAUUCCUUUCUGCCACAUUUCAUGUAAUAAAAAUCUUUUAAAGUAGGCUUGCUUAAAUGGCAAAUUCUCAAAACAAGGAAAUGGAUGAGGUGGUAGUGGCAGGCCGGGCAUAACUACUCCAGAGGUGGACCGGAGUGAAGUUUGCUGGUCCAGUCUGGUCUGUCCCCAAAAGCGGAGCCAGGCACCCAGCCCAUCAGUGAUUGGCGAAAUGACUAGCAGGCCAAAAGUCAAUUCCCAGGCUGAUGCAAGACCAAUUUGGCAUUGCACCAGCCUGGGAAAAGACCCCACCUCCAGGUUCCAUGCCAGAUCAUGGUGGAGGCAGCUGGUGUCAUCCUGCAAAGGUGUCCAAUCCUGGAGAUACACGUCAUUCUCAAAACAAGGCUAUCAACAUUCUGGACAUAUUUAGAGACAUAGAAGACAACUUCAAUUUCUCAGUAUAGUACCAGAAUAGAUUUAUUUAGGAACUAAUUAGGGACUGAUGGUUCAAUUCCCAAAAUUAGCUCUAUUUGUUGUUGAGGUGAACAGUCAGAUCUAGAGGUCCCAAAACACUUUCAAAUCUCUCAUUGACUUGUUAACUUGACAGAAUGGCUGUAAAUGGCACUCAAACACAUGAGACACAGUACAUAUGACUUUUCUGUACAUAUACUUUGGACACAGCUCUUUAUAUUUUAAGCCCCCGUUUUGUUCUUUUGAUUGUAAUUUAUUUUGAACUGGUUUUAAUAUUGUAUGUUGAAUUGUUUUCACCUGCCAUGGGAGCUCACAAUAAAAAAAAUGUUAGAAACAUUUGAGAGGCAUUUGAGAGGCAUUUGCAAUAUACAGUUGGCCACAUAUUAUUAAGUUUUUUUAAAAAAAAUGGCAGAUAACUACAAUGCGGCCACCGCCCUGUGAAAUGUUGAUGCUUGCUAGAACUGCAAAGGUGGGUGGUGAAGCUUCUUCAGGCACUUUGCAUUUCAUUGUGCUAGUAGACAACAAGGUAAAAGUUUUCAUUUUAAUGUAAUACAGCCUUGAAGGUAGUACUGGGGAAAUCUGGCUCAGGUUACCUGGUGGCCUGUCUGGAAGAACAAUCUAUGAUAGGUUUCCUCUCUCCACUCCUGCUUGUCUUUCUUUCCUCCUUUAUUGGUUUCACCAUUUUUCUCAAUGAGCCUAAAGCAUAUUUUCCCAAACUCUUAAAAAUCAAUAAAUAUCAGGACACCUCAACUGUCUCACCACAUGCCAAUCUCUCUACCUCUCUCUUGCACACACACACACAUACAUGCACACAUGUUGUAAAGAAGCCCAUUCAAAUCAAGAUCCCUUUUUUAAAAGAACCAUCACAGUGUGAACUACCUGCAUUUUCUUUUUUAGCCCUGCUUUUCUUUCCUGAAUGAAACAAGGCAUUGUUACUUAGCAGAGCCUUUUCAAUUUUGGAUCUGCCAAGAACUGAAAGGACAGAGGUGAAUAGUGUAGAAAUGUAAAAGAGACAAUUAUACCAAAAAAAUGUGCCUUUUGAAGUUUCUUUUCCCCACCUUUUUCUUACAUACAUAUUUUACUGUGGGAAAGGAUAACUGUAUAUAAAAGCAAUGGUAAACGAAGCUCAAUUAGGAUAAAUGAGGAUUAGGAUAAAUAUCCUGCUUUUUCACUUCCAGCUGAAAAAGUAGGACAUUAAUACUGUAUAAGAGAACAAGGAGAACCUGCUGGAUCCGGCCCAUCUAGUCCAGCUUCCUGUUCUCACAGUCGUCAACUAGAUGCCUGUGGAAACCCCACAAGAAGGACUUGAGCACAAGAGCACUCUUCCUCCCAUAUUUCCAGUAACUGUUAUUAAGAAGCAUUAAUGCAACUAUGGAAGCCGGGCAUAGCCAUCAUGACUAGUAGCCAUUGGCAGCCUUAUUUCCAUGAUAUUGACAAGCAGACAGAUAGCUGAGAGCAUUCAAGGGGCUACCUACAUAAGAACAUAACAAUAAUCUUUAAAACCAGAACCUCUGAAUGUGGUUGGAGCUCUUUGUUUUUCACUUUACACAACUCCCUGUUCUUCUAGGAUGACAUGGAGGAACAUGUGUAUGAACUGGUAGAUCCACGUGGAAGCUGUAUCUGUGUUUACACAGUCAGAGCCUGGAAAAAGUAGCAGUAGGAACUGAGCAAUGCCCACCAGUUGGGAUAAAUGUGAUGUUAUAAAGCCUGCUGAUGAACUGGUUUUACCUUCAAAUAACUGCAUAUAAAAAACGAACUGCAGCACCUGCGUUGAGCCUCCAGAAAACUAGAUUCUGAAGUUGUGAAGUUUCAUAAGAAGUUGGCUACUCUCCUUUCUUUACUGGGGCAUCCAAGAAGCUGCUGAUAGCUGAGCCCAAUGUUACAUACUGUACAUGUAACAGAUGGGCUUCUGUCAACCUGCUUGUAGGUAGCAACUCAUACUAGAUUUAUAAUACAGUACUGUAUUAAAUUGGGUCCUCCCUUAAAGAGGGCACUUAUUGCAGUGAGACCUGGACAACCAACACCCUGUGUUGUGGGUGGGUACAAUUGGUAAGCCACAACACCCAAUUGGUAGGUCCUUCAAAACUGGGUACAAUCUGGCCAAAGGGACACAGUUCAAACAGUCUGAGGGACCUAUUUAUGCCCAUGUCCGUGACCCAGAGCUUCCUCUUUCAGCAUGUGCAUUCGGAACACCUGCCCACCUCUCCCUACUUUUAGGGCUUGUUGCACUUGACCUUGUUAUGCUGUCGUGUGUCGUUGGGACAGGGGCAUGGCAGGAAUUUCCCCUACUUGGCUGUUUUGCUGUUGCCAUUUGGGUUUUGCCUGCUGCGUAGCACAUCAUCACAACUUGUAAGGUAUCGGAUAGGCUCUGCUUCAGGUGUAUGUAGGGUAUUCCGUUAAAGGAAUCCAGGGACUCGAUGGUUUGGUCAACCCCUGUGAGGGCGUUGUGCCUGUGCCUGAGUCCAGGGGGACAUUUGGGUGGUGGAGUUAGCCCGUUCCUGGCUUUCCACUUAUCCAGAUGUUCACCCUUGGCUGAUCUAUGCUGGUUCCCUGGGUCAGCGCUACCUGCGUGGCAGGGAGCUAGUUGAACCAGAGCCUAUGCAACCAGUCACUUUCUGUAAUCAAUAAUGUUGUGGCCUAAAUUCUGCCAAAAACCAAACCAAAAUUUUGAGUCAAGUGUGAAUUUAUUUAGGGGGAGGUUUCUGGGUCUGAACAUGCAAGUUGUGUUGUGGUGGUGAAGCACCAGAGCUGCAGUCUAAAGACUCUUUGUAGGGCCAUGAUGUAUUUUCAAGCUCUGCCUACUCAAAUCAGCCACUAGGAAAGGCUAUAGAGGACUUCCUCUUUUGGUUAAGACUGCAUGAACAACAAUUUGCACUCUGGUUCCACUGGUUUUUGUUCUGGUUCGUUCCUAGGCUUAAAUUGUCGGCUUUGUCUUUAGUGUCUGAAUAUUUCCAUGUUUCAAUGGUUCUGACUCCUGUCUGCUCUUGGGCCUGUUGGAUCUAACUCCUGGCAAAUUCCUGACCUCUGGUUCCUAGCUCCACACCUGUGUCCCAGCCCUGUCAUGAUGCUAGUUGCACAGUAGAAAGGGGCUUGUUUAAGUAGUAGGCAAAAUUUAUAUUUGAGGGUUGCAAAUGGUUAUCCUAUUUGGUUAUAUAAGCAGUUGCCAAAGACAGAAUGAAAAUGGAUGUGUAGCAUGCUGCUUGUGUAGUCCUUUGAAAACCAAACUUAGUAAAAAGGUGAGUGGAUUUUCUAUAACCCUCUGGAGAAUACUUAAUAGAUUUUCUCCCCACUUGCAAAUAAAAACUGAAGUACAAAGUCUGAUCCAAAGUUGGUUAGUGAACUUGCAAGUAACCAGACAUCCAUGCAAUUAAUUCGUCCUGAUGUCAAUUCAUCCCAGUGCACAUAUCUUCCAUCAUAAAAAAUAAUAAUAACUUGAUCUCUUCUUUUUGUCUCCUUGCUUCAGUUCACCAGAAGUUGUGAAGUUAAUAAUAAUUAACAAUCAAUACCAAUCUGGGAGACAGAGUGGAAAAAAUAAAACUAAAAUUGAGCCAUUGUGUGGCAUUAUCCGUCUGACAUGAUGAUGCAUGCUGUAUUGAACCAUGUAAUGGUUCACAACCAAUGUAAUAGGAUGACACUGACAAAAUUGUAUAGGGAACAGACUUAUUGUAAUUAAAUUGCAGCUUUCAGCAUGAAUAUCAUCCAUCUAAUACACAGCCCACAAAGUGAAUGGAAGCAUGCAAACAUGAUUGUAGUGUUUACAACAAACUAAUCAAGGCUUCAGGCUCCCUGUUAGCAGUAAUAUAUCUCAUUGUACAAGUCAGCAGCAACUUCCUGCAGUGUUCUGCAUUCUGACUGCAGAUGUAUGGGAGGCCAAUCUAAAUAAGUGCAACUCACAUCAAGUAGCCACAAAUAAUUCAGAAGGAAAUUGAAAUUGCAUUCAUAUUAUUUUAACAAUUGUAAUUUACUUUUUUAAAAACACACACCAGGGCUUUAACAUCAGUCCCUCAUUGUUUGUGUAUGUGUUUGGGCAGGGAGAGCUAUGGGAAUACAGAAAUACAAAGGAUGGAAAAGAAGGGAACAUCAUUUGUUUAUGCAAAUUGGAUCCGGCAGUAGAACUCCAUUCAUUCUAGAGUGUGAUGCUUACAUUCUUCGGGUCUGCUUCCAGUAAGAAAAACAGUAAGAAUACUUGUAUUAGAUUACUGUAAUAGCAUCAGAAGAGGUACAUGUUUUCCCAACUGCAAUUUCCCCUUCAUUCAGUGGGGCUUUCUCUCAGGUAAGUGUGUACAGGGCUGACACCUCCUAUUACACUAGGCGAACUGUAACAAAGACCAUGCCUGAUUUUAAAAGCAGGAUGGUUCAUGCAUGCACAUUUAUUUCUUGCCCAUAGGCCCCCUAGCAUGGGAGGAGGAAAAGGAGACACUUUAUCUAGCCCUGGGCAUCUAGUCCUUGACAUGGGCAGUAAGUCCAUAACCAAAAUAAAAAGAAAAUAAGGCUAUAUUGUUGUACAUCUUGCUUGAGGAUAUUUGCACAGACGUAACCCCUUGUAUUUAUGUAGGGUGCCCAGAUCAUGUAGGAAAAUGUGGGACUUGCUGGUAACAAUGAGAAACAGUGCUAGAACAUUAGAUAUGCUAGCCUAUGCCUUCCAAGAAGAAAGUUGUAUAGGAAACUCUAGUAGGUUGAGAAACAGAGGGAAGUGUGCGACCUUAUAUGACAUGCCUUCCUGAGAACUUCUUUGAAUUCUUUAAUGCUUGAUGACAUUUUCUAUGCACAGGGAAGAGGUACGAGUGGGUUAUGGCAGCAGACUAUUAGCAGGAAGGACAAGGAUAAUAAUCAACAGGGGUGCCAAGAUCUCAGGAACCUUUUUGCGGAUGAAAUUUAAAGGCUUCAGAAUAUGAGAGAGUAAAUGGAUGCUAUUUCCAAAGUACAUGUAAGAACUGGCAUGAGAUCCCAGGAACAGGGAACAAGAUCUAAUAGGCAUUUGCGUAUGGUCUCAAUAGAUAAAACAGCUGAGGGAGUUGGGUAAUGUUUAGCCUGGAAAAAAGGAAAGUGAGAGGAGAUAUGAUAGUAACCUUCAAAUAUCUAAAGGGCUGUCAAAUAGGAAAAAAGAGCAAUCUUGUUUUUUCCAGCUCUAGAGGCUAGGACAAGAACCAAUGGAUGCAAGAUACGAGAAAGGAGAUUCUGACUAAGCAUCAGGAAGAUCUUUCUAUGGUAAGAGCUGUUUGAUAGUGGAAUGGACACCCUCAGAAGGUGGUGGACUCUCCUUCAUUGGAGGUUUUUAAGCAGAGGUUGGAUGGCCAUCUGUCAGGGAUGCUUUAGUUGAGAUUCUGCCUGGCUGGGGGUCGGGCAAGAUGACUCUUGGGGUACCUUCCAGCUAUACAAUUCUAUGAUUCUAAUUUAUAUGCAUAUAUACCAUUGUGCAAUGCCUUCUUGUAAGUAGAAAUUGAGCAGCCAGGAGCUUAGAUAAGGAUGUUUAAAGAAGCAUAAACAAAUAGGUUUAAAGAAGGACAGUACUGAAUCUUUCUGUUUUUAAAUAAAGACCAUUACUGGGGUGUUCUAAGUUUGUAUUGGACCCACUAACAUGAUGCUUGAGAACUGCAAGAUUGGGUUUGGAGGAGAGUUUAGGUCAAUCUGUAUCUUAAGUGAAUUGACACAAUUCACACCUCCUGGACCAACACACAGAUUGGUAAGUAAUUUUCCUUUGGAUUUUGCAAUUCUUUUAAUUUUGCAAUACAGUUCUCAGCGCAAAAAGCACCAGAAUGAAUGAAAACAACUAUUACAGGACAGAAAUAUGUACACUGAGAUAAAAAUACAGAUUCAAAUACAGAUUUACUAUAAAUAUGUACUCAAAUGUGUGUGUGUGUUUUGCUCAGAUUUGGAAACCAACAAUUCACAGAUUAAUGUGGAAGUGGGAUGCAAACAAUUUACGAGUGAACACAUGUGAACUGGCAUGGACCAGAAAUAGACUGAUCCACCCAUCCCUAUAGAACAUUUGACUUAGCUCUGUACAUUAAGCAGUGCCAUUGAAGGAAGUUCCAGAGAGUGCUCAUUCACAUGUGCAAGUUGCAGCAGACAUGCAUGCCAUGAACUGGGCCAAAAUGCAACAAGGACUUGCAUAUGCAGCAGAAGGUUUGGGAACGCAGGUAGCAAAAAGAACAGCUCAGUAAACAAGACAACUGGAACAAUGCCAUUUCAGCAAUCUCCCCCCACCCACCCACAUUAUCUGUGAAUGUUGAGAGUAGUAUUAGAAGCCAGCAACUCUCUGCAGUUGUUAAUACAAUUAACACCUCAAAUUGCAACCGCACAUUCAAAAUGGCAGUAAGGUGGUUCAGCAGCUUUAUUUAUCUCAGCGAAUUUUUAACACAUUAAGCCCAACAGAUACAUACAAUACUUCUAUUAUAGCAGAGAGUAAUUCUGUUUAAUAGAUUUCCCAUCUUCUCGAUCCUGGCCAGGUAAUUUAGUUUAUGCUAGUUCACAUUUGAGUUAAUGUUUUCUUCACCACAAGUGGGGCCUGCAACAAAAUGGUGCAGUGUGGAAUUCUCCUGUUCAGGAAUCCAGCCAGCCAUGCCCUUUUCCCCGGUAUACUCCAUUCCAUCCUUCCUGCAUUCCACUCUUCAAUCCCUGUUCCUGACCAAGAGUCAUUCUGCAUCUCAUGCCUCCUGAAUAUUCUCACUUAUGCCAAAGUUGUUUUUAGGGUUUUCUUCUACUUAGGGUUUUCCCUUUUUCCUCCCCCCUUUGUUUCUUUUUUGUACUAUGGCAAAUCUUUGGGUGCCCUCAAGCCUGUGAAUGCUACCCUAAUGUGCAUGGAUGGUGCUGUUUUGGCUACAUAAGGACUGACAAUUGGACAGUGGUUUUGCUGUUAGUAUAUGCAAUCCCUGUACUGAGUAACAACAGGAAUGGAGUGAACAGCUGGCAGCUUAAAAGGCAAGGUGCUGUCUUUAUGUGAUCUUGAUCUGUGGCAUGCCACAUAAAGCUUUGCUAUGUCAAUGCCUCAGUGAUCUAUUUGCAGUGCUGCUGCAUUGGAACAACCAAGGUGCUUGACCUCAAAUCCUUGGAUAUCCCACUGCAAUCCAAGAGUACCACCGGAACUACAGCUGAAGGACCCUAGUGAGCAAUCGCCACUGCCGUCAUCUCUGUUUGCCCCCUACAUUUCACAGCCAAAGGAUCCCACCAGAAUUAGCACAUUGAUUUAUUGAAAACAAACAUAUUGAUUUUGCAUUAUGCUUCUCCCAGCUGCCGCUUUCCACUUCCUAUUUGUUUUUUUUUUCUUUGCUCUUGUUCAGAAGAAUAUUUCAUAUUCAUAUCCCAUCUCUCGGGGUGCUCUUCAAAGUUAUAGUCUGCAUGUCAGUUGCUUUUAGCUUCCCUUUCCAGCAUGGGACGAGACUUAUAGGCCUCUGAUGAUGUCCGCAACAUAUUCUCCCAUGACUGAGCCAGCUAGAUAAACAGGGUCAAUGAGGGAGGGGAGAGAGAGAAAAGGGAGAGACAAACGAGCCAAGAUCUUAAGAGCUUCUUGGUCAAAAAUAAAAUCUCCAAUGAACAUUUGAGGCAGCUCUGCUGAUGAGUCACUCCACGAUAAUGGCUGUCUUGACUGAAAUGGGUCAUGUCACAGAUUGCAGACAACAUGAUGCUAACUAAUAAUAAUGAGGAGGAGGAAGAAUAAGGAGGUGGAAAAUUGUCAUCAGGUUACUGUGACACAAACGAAACUCUUGAAAAUAAUGUUUCAAAUGUGAUUUUGAUUACAUGUGCUGCAAAGUGGACUGCAACUGUGCAUAUAAUAAUCAAAGGAAUGCAUAGCCAUAUGUGGGGUGCUGAUAAUGCCAAGGUUGCAGGUUUAAUCCCCGUAUGGGGCAGCUGCAUAAUCCUGCAUUGCGGAGGCCUGGACUAGAUGAUCCUCAGGGUCCCUUCCAACUAUGAUUCUAUGAAAACAAAAAUCCUGUACGGUUCUUCAUACCAUUUUAAUAGCCUUCAACUCAACAGUAUCUUCAAUGUGCCAUUGAGCUCUUAGAUAGCCCAGUACUGGUUUAUUGCUGCUUUAUCUGGGCAUAGGAGGACUUCCAGUAAUGGUUGAGGUUAGCGUGCAAUCUAGAGAAAGUCAGAAUGUGCACAACGCUGGCAUUCUAGGGGGAAAGGAUAGAGAAAUAGCAAUGUACAGAGACCACCCAUAUGGCAUAAAAUAAAAUAAAAAUAUUCUCCCUUCCAGUCGAUGUGCAGGCAACAUGCCAGUUCACUAUGAAAAUAAAGAAAAAUAUGAGAGGCUUAAGUUCUCUUCCCUUAUCUCUGUCCAGCUCUACCAUGCCAGAUCAUAUGCAACACUGCUCGAACCACCAAUCUUCUGGUUAACAAGCAGAUGUACUGACCCACUGCACCAAGAUUUGCCUUGCAUUGCAAAGAAUGUUCCAUGGUAACCCCUGCUGAGUUGAUACUGGAAAAGUAGAUGGAUUGGACACACAGUUAUUCAGCAAAGCAAAGUGCUUCUCAUCACAGAGGUUCCCCAUCAUGAAAAGUAGCCAUUAAUAAACCCAUUUUCCACAUAUCUGUCCAUUUUUUCAAACAGCCAUCUGCAUUGCUAUUUUAAACAGAAAGCACAUAUCCUAAUGCAAGCUGGUUUUACACACGCACACAUACAGCUGGUUCAGAACAUUUAUGUAAAUGGUCCUUGUUGCAACUUCGUAGUCUGUUUUGGGGCAAGACAUUCACAGCCACAGUGACAUUCAUCGUGCAAACAACAAAAACAUGCAAACCACAAGGUCGAAGCAAGUUAUUCAGAGCAAUAUCGUGCAGCAAGUGCAUCUGAUCAAAGUUAUAUUCCCCAGUUUUCUACUUAAGAAUCCUAAUUGUUUCAAGCUGAGAUAGUUAUUCUGCGUUUUGUUUGUUACUGUGUUUGUUUCACAACUGAAGUUAAGAUACAAGAUCAUAAUUACCAGUACUUUGAAUAUAAACAAAACACUGUGAAAUUAUCCAGCUUUAUGAAAGGGGGAGGAACCCCAAGUAGAAAUAAGAUCUUGGUGGACAGUGAACCUAUUUGAAAGCCCGAGAUGCUGUCAAAGCCCAACUGUGUGCAGAAAUUGGAUUAUACCUUGUGAUAGCAAAAGCAAACGCAAACCUGAAACAAGGCAAAUUCUUUCAGAAAAAGUAAGAAGGUACACUGAGCUGUGACAUGGGUUAAGUUCAUAAAUCCUUGGUUCAGAAUAUGAACUUUGGGUCCCCCACUUGAGGGUUCCCUACACUAAUUUAGGCUUUAAUCUGAGAGAUAACUUCUCCUGUUACCUCCAAGCAGUUACCUCCAAGCAGUAUUCUCUAACACAAUGCAUUUUAUAUGCUAUUUUCAUGAAUAUAUGUAUUUUAAUGUGCACUUUCCCCUAAUAUAUAUGUCUACAUUAUUUGGCUGCAAACUGCAUCACAAAAUUCAGAGAAGUGCAAAUUCUAAAAGUGUGCUUUGGUUCACAUAUAGUUUCAGAUAGUGCAAAUCAGGUAGGUUCACAUUAAAAUCCUACCCAAAUCAAAUUUCUCCUCCUCCUUAAUCCUGUCAUAGCAAGAAUGAAGAAUGAAGAAUUAUUUAUUGUAGUCAGAAUGUGCAGCCUCUAGAAAUACAAAUGCUGUGCACUUUAGACAUUUAUCAGCAAAAGGUUGAGGUCAAACCUGGAUUUCCCCUCCCCAUACAUAGAAACGAGGGGCCUUUGCAUUCAAUGCAGACCCUGAGCAGUUAGGUAACACAACUUUUUGUCAACUUUCAGGAGGUUGAACCCUUCGCAGGAAAGGUGUUUCAUUAACUAGGGUCUGGAGAAAAGGCCACCUUCCCCCCCCCCCCCCACUGCGCUGCCUAUGGAUAUUCAAAAAGUCUUUCAUUGCGGGAAAUCAUGAAGAGCACAUUCUACAACUGUAAGCAAACACAAGCCAGUUUGUGAUGAUUGUUAGAAUAAAACCUUUGCUAAUGUUUUUUAAAAGUCUUCAUGUAAUAGCCAUGAUGCUGCUGAAGCUCUGUGGCAUGGUAAAGAACCGAAACAAAAGGCAUUCUUGGAUCCAAAAGGUAAAGGAAGAAGAUAUUAAUUGAGUGCACACAGUCAUUUUUAACCACAUAUCUGGAGGAACUCUUCUUCUUCUUCUCCUUUGGCGAUCACUCAUAGCCAAAUAAGAAUCUCUUCUACAAACACAGUCUUAACAGUGUGUCCGUAAGUGACUGUGGAGGCCAAUUCUGGAUCCACACAUCCUUCUACAGUGGGGACAUAGGUUUCUGGCUUGGAGUUGAUCACGGUGAUGGCUUACCAAACGUGCCUUCCUCUUAGCAUGUUUCUUCCUUUCAUCCUGAGUUUGAGCAUCUUCAAAGUCCAUGACACCCUUUGUAAAUUGGAACUCUCUCUCUCUCAUAUUUUUUUCCAAUGAGCUUGUGAAGUUGUUGUGUAAGUUCAGUUCCAUCCACUUUGAAUACUCCGGCAGGUAUCCCAUCAGAAUACCUGCAUUGAAUUAUAAUCUUGACAGCCAUCAUGGAACAUAUUAAUCGGUGAUCUGUCCAGCCGUCAUCAACACUUGUCAUAGCUCUGGUAAGGAGCACAUCAUGGCAAUCUUCAGCUCAGACAAUUACAUAGAGAUGUCAGUGGUGCGACCAAGGGUGCCUCCAUGAUGUUUCUUAUUUAAAUUUUUGUCGAAAGGGGUUGUUGGUAAUAACAAGGUUGUGUGCUUCACAUAUAUUCAAAAGUAAGAUUCCGUUCUGGUUGCUGUUGCCAAUUCCUUCUUUCUCAAUAGUCCCAGACCACAGAUCAAAUCUCGCCCAACUCUUGCAUUAAAAUCACCCUGGAGGAUAAUUUUAUCCUCCUUAGGCGUCUCUGAUAGGAUGGCAUCUAGCUGAGAAUAUAAAUUUUUUCUUUAAUGUCUUCAUUGGUAUCCAGUGUUGGUGAAUAAGCACUUAGAAUAGUAGCCUGUUGGUUUUUGGUGAGUUUUAUUUGAAGGGUUGAAAGUCACUCAUUAAUGCUGGUAGGUACUUCUGACAAGAGCUUCACAAGAUCAUUUUUGAUAGCAAAGCCUACUCCAUGUAUUUGACGUUCUUGAUCAGGUAGACUUUUCCAGAAGAAUGUGUAACCUCCUUUUUCUUCCUGCAGUUGUCCCUCUCCUGCUCUUUGAGUUUCUUGAAGCACUGCAAUAUCAAUGUUCAAACUCUCUUGCAAUGAUGGCAAUCCUGUGUUUGGGAUACUUAUUAUCGGUGUUAUCCAACAAAAUCUGUGUAUUCCAUGUUCCAAAGUUCAAUUUUCUUUUACGACCACUGGGUGGUGACCCCACUGGGCACGGUAAUCCAGUCAGGGAAAAAGGGAGGCAGACUAUGUUUAGGGCACCCUUUCUAGCCUCUCCCCCUAUUUGGGGUGAGCAUAGUGGAUCCUAAAUAGGACUUCUCAGUCAUGGAUACAGUUGUUGAGCUACUCAACGGCCUCAUUCCUUGAGUCAGAACGACUGAAUCUGUAUCCGCCAACCAUGUGCCAGUUCAUGACUAAGGGCUUCCAGAUUUCACAGGCCUGCCCCCUUUACCAUUCGCCAAUCACCAUGAGACUUUUUUGGGGUUAGGUUUGGGAUGGGUUUUUGGAAUAUGUCUGUGUGUGAAUUUGUUUUAUGUGUGUAGAUCAGUGAACGCUGACCAAUGCACAGUCUUCGCAGUAAGGCUCUAUUACGAUGGCAUGAGUAUCACAACGACCGGUAGAUUCUUAUCUGUUGCAGCCUUCACCUGCCUUCACGGCCGUUGUAACAUACCGCUUGUUACCUUCUGCCUGUUGUGCUGUUGAGGACUUCUUUUUUGUCUUUCUCCUCCCCUUUGACCUUACCACCUUGGGUGACCCUGCUGGACUAUGAGAUUCCUGACGGCUUCACUUACAAGGGUCAUAGGAAUGUGCAAGCCUACUCACCAUGACAAGGUGAUGAUCCAGCAAGUGAGAGGAGCUAUUAGAUUUGCAGGAAAAACACUCGGAGAUUUAAUACUGUGGCUAAAUAGACCAGAGUGAAACUUUAGCAAACAUACCGGAGGAAACAAUGUGUGGUACUCAAUACCAGCCAUACUCCAGAGUAGAGCCAUUGAAAUGGAUAUGAUUAAUUUUGGUCGUAUCUACUUUGAGUAGGACUUAGUCGAAUGCAACCUUCUAGUAAGGGGAUGAAAAAAAAUCAUUUUAUUCUGCUCUCUCUUUGUUUUUAAUUGGAUGCAGUUUUUAUCUAUAUCAUUUUAACUGGGGUAGUUGCUUAUGUUAUAAUCCACUCUCAGAUCAGCUGAUGAAGGGUGGGUUACAGAUAUGUUAAAUAAAUAAAUAUGAUCCGUUUAAUUUUUUUACCAUACUUGGGGCCCUUAUCUCUUAGAAAUGGGAUUGCUGGUGGUGAACCAAGAGAGUUGAGCAGAGGGACACUUCCAACCUAUUCCACUUCCCUGCCAGUUUAGUGUUGGAUUGCUCUCCCAGAUGGUUAUUAUGUAUUUUGUACAAAUCCAAGGAAAAACGGGCCCUUCCAGACAUCUUUUUAAAUUGCUCGUGAUGCCACUUUCAAUACACUUUGCCCCAGCAAAGCUUUUGGGACUUCCAAUCAGUGCAUAUCUUGUAACUUCCUACUUAAAUCCCAUAAACUUUAAUACUGUAAAUGUUCUGGUUCUUUUUGCCCUGCUGUUGCUGCACUACAGCCCCUCCAGACAGCAAUAAUGUAGUAGCACUGGAGAAGCACCUCAGAACAAACUAAAGCAAAUAAAUCUACCAGUAAUGUACUAUUAUUGCUUCAAGAUCACGUUGCAGAACACACCCACAAUAAAACACUGGUCUGGGCAAAUGCAACACUCAGCUUUCUCUUUAUAUCAUACAUGGCAAUGUUUUAGGGUUGUUGUUGUAUGACAGAUAACACAGAGUUUACCCAUUCGAUAUAAUUGCAAGAUGAAAGUGCUGCCCAUUAGUGGCCCAUUUGCAAUGCUGUAACAUUGUUAAUUGGGUGUGUGAAAGAGACACACACACACAGAAAGAGAGACAGAGUAUUCCAGCUUUUAUCUCUCUCCCCCCCCCCCCCUUCAGAACGAAGCCUAAAUCUUAUUUUACUGUUACAGCCACAACAUGCUUCUAUGACAAGGGAACUGUCAAAUUCUGGCACAAUGGGAAAGCUUUUAAUUAAACAGAAAAUGGGUUUAGAACAUUUCAGUGACAUGGAACAAUACAUCUGACUCUUCAGUUUGAUACAUUUCCUAAGGAUUAUGGGUUCCCUGUUCUGUAGCACAUGAGUUCCUGAUAUCGUCAACAUUCUUGUUUCCUUAUUGAUCUUCAAGAGAGUCCCUGGUAAGCAAAUGUGUGCAUGCCUGUGUUUUUUCCCUUUGCUAGAAGAAAUAUCUAUGUCACUAGAGGGCAGCCAUCAUCUGUUGGAGAGCGAGACGAGCUCUCAACGGAAGCAGAGGCCUGACUUCAGAUACAGAGGGUGUGAUUCUGGAUCAGUGGACUGUGUCUCAGCUGUACUAAUUUUCAACAGAAGUGAUUAUCAACAUUUCAAGUUUGUGCCUAGGGAUCAUCAAUAUAGCCGGCUUAAAAAAAACCCCGCACAGAGACAGAAUACAGGAAGAAAAACAAAAGCUUUUCUUUUCCAACUGCUACACAGCACUCAAAGUCAACUAUUUGGGCUGCAUGGAUCUCUUUAAGAUUAAAUUAAUGUUGCCUGUCCUCAUCACUUCUCCAAUUCUGCUUGUUUCUUUUUGGUAUGCAAAACAACAACACACUAAUGAUCUUCCUGUAAGACUUUUGCUGCCAAUUUAAUUGAAAUAUACAUGGCAAGUAAGAUCACAAAUGUUAUGCUCUGAUAUGACACUCUCUUUAGCUUUAGAUAUGUCCUUUUUUGUCAUACUGUGGAGCUGGUCAAACUAAUAUGCUGAGUAAGACUACAGCUUUGCAUCACAUAUGGACUGCGAUUUUAUAAAAUGAUGUGAUUCAAUGUGAAAGCUCACUAGCAUGAAAAAAGUGUGCAUAUUGUACUUCUACUACUCUGGAAGUCUUGUAAAAAAACUAUUUAGCUCAGACAUGGAAGUGUUAGCAUAAUCUAUCACUGUGUCUCUUUUCCACAGUAAAAGCUUUAAAACAGAUGAACUGCAGAAUUAUAUCCUGGAAAGGAGAGAGGAGGUUGGACAUAAUAUUUAGCAGCAUAAUAUUUAUGCGAGGAUAUUGACAAAAAACUUAUAGUGUGGUUUGCAGAUUAAACAUAUUUGGGAGCCCAGAAUAUAAUCUGGCACAGAUCCCUUAUUUCCUUUCUAGUUAUGUUCUGCAAUAAUGUUGAGACAGUUGCUGGAUCAUAGACUUGGAUUAUCCGUCCAACAUUGAUUCCAACUUAAUUUAGCUUUUGAACCUGAGACAGAAUUGCCGGGUGACAUGCAUGUGAUCUCAUUUAAAAUUAAACUGUGGCACAUCUGCGAAAGGAAAUAGUUUCAUAAAACACAAAAGAAGGUCCCAAAUAUAUUUGACAUAAUGACAGGUUUAAAAAGCACAGGGUGUGAGAACAGAUAAAAAACAAAGGAACCCGCACAUGUUUAAUGAAAGCUUAUACUUGACAGAUCUAUUUUUUUUUUUAGAACAAUUCUGUACUUUUCUGUACCAUUUGACAGGAUGAUAAUGCUGCUUUGCUAUCACAACAAGAUAUUAUCUCCAUUUCAGGCACAUAGUAGGCAUGUGCCCAUGUGGGACAUACUGUAACUUCUAAAUCCAUCCGUCAUUCCACAUAGACCCUCUCAGGUGUUAAGGUCACCAGAAGGGGGGGCGCUCAGAAGUUUGGGGGUAGGCAGCCGGGGAGAGGGCCUUCUUUGCAGUAGCCCUAAGUCAUGGAAUUCAUUCUCCACACAGGGGCAUCUGGCACCAACAUUGUGUAGUUCAUGCUGUAUGUUGAAGACAUAUCUCUUUAUCCUGGCCUUUGACAACUUUUUUUUACAACCCACCAUAUUCUUUAACUGGCAUUUCUUUUAAAAUGUUUUUAAUAUUGUAAUUUUUUUCAUUGCUGUUAUCUGCCUUGAGACCUUAUGGUGAGGGGUGGGUAAGAAAUGAUGGUGAUGAUGAUGAUAACAAUAAUAAUAAUAAUGCCUAGGUUUGGCUCCCUGGUCUAAGUAAUUCAACUGCCACAGAAAGUUCUAGAUAGACUCCUGUUCCAGCACCUGACCAUCAGCCCAGCUCAGCUAAUAUCCACCAGAAUUAUUGUAGUUGGCUGGGUAUAGGGGGGUUUCUUUCCCACAGCUGAAUACCCAAUAUAAAUAUCACUUCUUAUUUCCACUAACAAACUAGAAAACCAAAUGAAUAUCAUUAAGUAGCCUGGAUUAGAAAGCUGAGAUUUGUCUAAAACAAAGCCUCAUCAACUGCCUCCUCUUGUUUUUAUUAAGACAAAAUGUCCAAUGCUGUGUGCUGGAAUACAGCACUGCUAUUCUUGGAUGAGGAACCAGAGCUGAGAUGUCCAAAUAUCUUGAGGCAAUAGACAUGUCAGAUUUGUAUACAUUUGUCCAGUGACAUGUUUUCAGGACUGAUUUCUGUACUUAAGAAUUUGGGGGGGGAGUGAAAGAAGCUGGUGGUGGUUUUAUUUCUUCUCUGUGGCACAACAGUUGAACUUUUCUAUUCAAUUGGUAUACAGUGUAUGCUCAAAUGAUUCACACUCCAAAGGGAACUGUAUGGACAAGAUGCUGGAGCCCCUUGACACUUUCUGAUGGCAUCCACCUUCAGCGAUAACAGGGGAUACCUGACAGGAAUUAACCUGAGCCUCUCUGAACUCAGGGAUUGCCUAUAGUUUUCCUGUGAGAAACAAGUUUUCAUGUGGGGAUUUAACGAAAAGGAAAAGAGAGGCAAACUGUGGUCCAACAGGAAUUAUGUGAGCACCCUGGACACUCUGUAUAACCUUUCAUCCUAUCCCCCCCUAGACUGAUAGCAAACGGCUAUUCUUUUGUAAUCCACAUCUCUCUUGGCUCCCACACUCCUUUUGUAAUAGUUCUUCUGCAGAUAAAAGUUAUGAUGUGAGUUCUCCCUAAUAUAUUCAUCUACAGACACGUAGCGGGAAAUGUGAACCUUUCACAGAAGCCAAAAAUACAUGUAAUAAUGUACAGUAAGCAUCAUUGUCACAAGUCCAAGAAUCGAUUCAUCAACAAACCAUAGUGAGAACAAGUUCCAGUUUCUAGUUCUAUGGCCUGUUCAGCAAUCCUUUGCUGAAGCUAAUUUUUUACUGCUGUGUCACACUGUUGGCUCAUGUUAAGCUUGUGGUCCACUAAGACCCCUAGAUUCUUUUCACAUGUACUACUGGCAAACCAGGUGUGACCCAUCUUAUAUUUGUGCAGCUGGCUAUUCUUUCCCAGGUGCAAAACCUGACAUUUGUCCAACGGAAAUGCAUUCUGUUAGUUUUGGCCCAGUUCUCCAAUCGGUUAAGGUCAUACUGAAUCCCAAUUCUGUCUUCUGUUUGUCAUCCUUGUUUGCUAAGACAAAACAAAGAGAAACAUGGCAAUCAGUUGAAACCAAAUAGUGUAGUGUCACCUAGUACUUUGUUGAUCCAUUAGAAAUUUUUUUUGAAGUCCAUAGUUUUGUAAUACCUUUGCUAGAACCAACAAAAAAGUUCCCAAAAUGUCUUUGUUCAUAGCAAUAUGGACUAAGAUAUCCACUUAAAAGGAGAUGAAUACCUAUUUAUUCCUGAACCUAAAGAGUUAAGCAAGCUACUGUGGGCAGUGGCAAAUAAUGGUUUAAAGUGCAUUAUUUUGUGGGGGAGUAAUAAUAAUGAUAAAUUCAAAUAAUGAAACUUCUUCCCAAAAUUGUGUUUCAGGACCUAGUCAACGAACACCUGAUAAAGACUUUGCUAGUGAUGGAAGGAGUAUUUACAUCCUAGAAUGUAAACUAGUCUAUUAACCUCUAAAAAACACACCCUGAUGGCGAUCCAGGAAAAUACAGAAAUAACUAACAGAAAGUUAAGAGAAGUAAGCAAAAAAAAGCCACUUCCCACCAUAAAAAAGCUAGAAGUACUUCUAAUCAUUCGAUGAUUGAUUUUACUGACAGAAAUGUAAAGGAAAAUAUACUAUGUUCUUUUCCUCUUGUGUUAAGGAACUAAGCUCCCACACAUCUCCAAUUUAACAAUAAUCAAAACAUUUCCUUCUUCUGAAAUUUAAAAUAGCAAGGUGGCCUGGGGAAUUAGGCCAGAUCUUCAAAUCAAUUGUUUCUUACCCAGGAAAAUCGUACUGACCUUGUUAAAAGAUGUGGCAGACAGACAAAAGACUUCGCUAACAUUUCACUGCUGUGAUAGAAAUCCUGGGUGUUAUCCAGCCCAAAGUUAAGCACUUUUGAGCCCCAUUCAUUUCAUCAAUGGGGAAAUUAGCACAUGCUUAAAUCUCGCCUACCAUAAUCAGUACUACUGAAAUUGUUUCUUAGUUGCACACUAUUCAAUGCAGCAAAAUUGAGAUGACCGUUAAACUGUCUUUCUGUCGCCUUCAUUUCGAUUCCCUAUUGCAAGAGUGUCCAUUUUGAUAUUUUAAAUUUGUAAAGGUUGCUUUGGCUAAUGCUCUCACUCUCUGAUGAUAUCAACUUGAAGAAUGGUGGUACGGGGGCAGGGAGCUUUGAGGAGCACAAUACAACUGGGAGAGAUUUCAUUUGAAACAUCCAGACAGACCAGGAAAUACCUAAAUGUACACUGCAAUAAAAGAUUGUGAGGGUGUAUGCCACUUCUAUUAGCAUUUACAGUGUAUUUAAUCCUGCCCUCAAUUUUCUCGAUUCAAAUAAUCUAGAAGGAGGGGAAGUAGUGUAUUGCACUGUGUUUCCAUGAGGUCAUUUUCAGUACACAUUUGCCCUGGGAGGGGUUGCAGUAGGAGGAAGCUGACAGGGUCCUUGAGAAAGCCCCUACUUCCUGACCUUUAACCCUUGGGGGGGUGGGCUUCUUUCCAAAUACUUUUAAACAUGAAACAUGUUUUCCCUAACCAUUAAACUAGCAUCACAUAUUGAUCAUGAUGACAUCAUGGUACCAUGUAGCCAAACUGAUUUGUCUGGGUGUUCGAAGAGCAAAAGGAAAUUCAUUAUUGUGAAUGUUGCACUGUUCAUUAAGGCCUUCGCCAUGAACAGGCUCUAGUUGGCAUGCUUAGCUGAAGAGAAAGGAGAUCUGCAUUCUCAGCCACAAACUGCCCCACGUGAACUGCAUGUGAAUGGAUCCAGAAGUGGAAAUGUUCUUCUGGAAUCCUUGGGCAAUGGCCACACAUCUCCUCUUCUGCCAACAUUCACCCUUCACAAUCCAACACACUUUUACAAAGGGAUACAACAAAUCUACAUUUGGUGUAGGGCAUUCCACCCACUGCAAAAUGUGCCUCUCCAUUUCUGCUCAAUGCAUGUGAUAAAGGAAUUCUUGUUAUGUUCUGAAUCUCCAUGGCAUUUUAUUCUGGUUUCUAACAACAACAACAAAAUUCUCAUGAAGCUGUUGUGAAAGUGAAAAACCAACUUUCAAACACAAUCUACCACUGAACUAUAUCAGUGUGGAUCGUUUCAUUACAACAUUCCAGUGGGCUCUGAGUCAAUUUUUAACGUUUCCUCUCAACCAAUAAACUAACUGGAACAAAACGUAGCUCUCUGAUGCUCAUCUGGUGUUCUCAAAGCCAUGCAGUCAGCUUCCAAAAAUUUGAACUGUACUUUCUGAUAAAAAUCAGAAGCUCAGUAAAAUGCAUUUCUAACACACUCAACAAACAUUUGUUUAGUUAUAGAUAAGAGACAUGAUACAUAAAAACAAAUAUAAGUUAAUAUUUUAAAUACAUGGGUGGAUUUGAGCUUGAAAUAUCUUCAUAAUAUGUGCACAUGUGGGGGAGGGAUAGGUUUGUAUAGGCUUACUAAGAGCAACUUGUGUCAAUGCAACUUGGUAUAUACUGACCUAUUUCCCUUUCUGAAUACACUUAAUGAAGUUACCAGCAGCCAUACCUUUCCUCGGCCAUGGAGUUUAAAAAGAAUACAUUAGCAACAGCUACAGCACCUGUGGUAAAUAAGCACUGAUUCACUGUGAAACUCCCGUGUGCGAUACUAAUUUCCCUUUAAAAUGCUUAUAUAUUAUCUCAUAUGUAGACUCUAGUUUUUUUGCCAUUUCUGUUACAGAAGAAGGGCAUUAGUUCAAGCCCUUUUGUCAAAUUACACACAUGCACAUGCACACACAAUUUCCUCCUACACUGAUGUAAUUUGAUGUUGGCACUUAUCCUUAAGCAGGCAGAAGGGUGUUGCUGUUGCAAAUACAGUAGAAAUAUAUAAAAUAGAAAACAAAGAUCACAUGAGAACAAAUGCAUCAAUGCAGAAGUUGACUGCAAAAGAAUCAUGGUUGUGCACAACUUCGGGAAAAGGAAGCCUUCAUUUUUUAUUAAGUGGACCUCACUGCUGAAAAUAAGCCAUUACUUAAGAUGAAAGAAUGGUUGGCAGGCAAAUACUGGAAGUACUUUCAGAGAACCAACUACUUUUAAGACCAGAGUGGCUGGUGUGGUGGCCUAAUGCCAUGUAGUCACCCUUCUAACAUCAGCAUCACUUAUGCUUAUUGGGCAGAGCAAGGGACAAGGCAGAUCAGAACAGGAUGGGCAUGCCAUUGAGGAAAGCAACAGCAACACCAGCAUUGGGAGGGUGUUUCAGAAGAGUUUCCCAACCAUGCUAGCCACUCCAGCUCUCAAGAAUGGGUAAAUCCAGUGCUGGCUCCCUCAGCCUGAAAGCAGAGAUGAACGUUGCACCCCAUAGUCGAAUUUGACUGGACUUAACCAUCCAGGGGUCCUUUACCUUUACCUUAUGUAUAUACACACACACAUUCUUAUCCCUCAUCAUAUGUGAUCUCAGGGUAGGUCACAACAAAUAAAUAAAUGCAGCUUCAAAACCAAAGUCCAUGAAAAACUAUUACGAUUCUUCAGUCUGUGCAUAAUAUUAUACAAGGCUUGAUAACAGAAAGUAGCCUUCAGUUUGCCCUGAAGAACAAAUAGAGAAGCAGUUAACCAAAGCUCAAAGAGGAGAAUCUUUCAUAGCCAGGGUGCUACUGCUGAGAAGGCCCUCUAGUGAGUCCUUGAUUUUUUAACCUCAGAGUUAACAACAACACCUCUUUUUUAUGUGGGUACCUACUGCAAAGAGCCAAAACUGUACAGAACUAUACCAAUUUUCAUCCUCACUCAGGGCACCAUAUUACCAAAGUCCACCCCUGCCAAGAGGUGGGGAUAAGGGCAUUUUAUACAGGAAUUCAUCAAGGUGAAAUUCCUCAGACAUACCCAGUUAAUUUCACUUGUUUCAUGCAGGUAUGAGCUUUGUAAAAUGAACAUUUCUUUACUACUCUAUACUUAAAUGGCUCCUUUUUAUCAUGCAGAUUACUCUGUUCUUUGCUGAGUGUUUGGGUGGCAAUCUUAGAGCAGCUGUGGACUUAAAGAGACAUUCUGGGUCCAUAACUGAUUGACAAGAUCAAUAAUUUUAAGAUCAAAUUCUAGCAGCACUCUGUUUUUGCUUUAAUCAGUAUCUUUUUGGUUCAUACCCCUGCCUACAGCUAGAUCCUGUUUUCCACAUGUUGACACAGCUUCCUGCUGUGUGCUGUCGAAAGAAUGAGAAGGCAAGAUGGAGAAUCAAUUUGAGGGUGUGGGGAAGCUUUCAUUGACAAAGCUUUACUGUAGAUCAAUGGAAUCUGCCUAGUUAAUAUCUGUAGUAGAGAUUUUUCUGAUCAUAUGCUUUGAAGUAAUCAGGUCAGAUAUAUUCCCCCUCUCCCAAUCAUUCAUUCAGUGAUCUUUAUGAUCAACCCCCGUUUCUUUGCAUACAGACACACACACACACAAAAACCUCAUUACAUCAUCACUUUAAUAUAUAUUUUUCUUCAUCAUGAAAUACAGGGCACCACUUACAAUGCUUUGAUAUACAGGGAAUCUCUAACAGGUUUGAAAUACUGCAGCAUUAAUUAGAAGAUUUUGUCCUCUAGCAAAGUAGACCAAUCAAAUCCUAUUUAUCCACUGAAAAGCCUAAUCACUGUUAUACUUCCCAACUCAGUACUUGGGUGAUAUAUUUGUUUGAUUCGUAUUGUGCCUCUAUCACUUAUUUGUUUGAACAGGUUCCACUACAACCAUGGAAUGUACACAGGCAGCUGCAAAGUACAUGUAUUUGUUUUACAGCUUUAUUCAGAUAUCUGAUAUUAAUUUAAUUGGGUUUCACUACAUUUGCAUUCCUGCAGUAAUUAGUUGUUGAAAACUCUUAAUAGCAUCAAGUAAAAAUGUCGCUGAUUGCUUUUCUUAAACACACACAAACGUGUGCAUGCACAUGUAUAUAGCUUAAUAUUUAUAAUAAAAGGGAUCUCCUAAUAGUGAUUCUAGUAACUGAUCACAUGGGGUGGUGAAGAAUGCAGUGCAUGUUCCUCAACAUGAAAUGUGCAAGUAAAUAAUUUAGAAACUGAUCUUAGCCCUGCAGCUAGCUGAGAAGAGAAAAUGAAUAAUCUAAUCCACAUUCCCAACUGAACUUUGACCUAGUAGUACUGCGGGCUUCAAUGCCUCAGCUUUGAAAACUCCUUUAACUGCUUAGACAUAAUUUCUACAUUAAAAUGCUGCCUUUUGAUUUUAUCUUUUCUGAUGUAUGGGGGCUCCAAGUGUAAUGGCUUAAAAAGUCCUAUUGGGGAAACAAAAUAAUGAAAAACAGCUUUUGCUUGGUACCAACCUGACUUACUAAAAUUGGUUCAGUCAUCUGGCCUUUUUUUGGCAUUCUUGUGACGCCAAGUACCACUGAGGUAGGUGUUGCUUGCCCUCAUGGUGUAACUUACAGCCUCAGCUUCUAUAAGACCACUUCUGAGUCAUUUCCUUCAAGCAAAAUAACUACUGAAGUCUACGGAGGGGUUACUUUUCAUUAAGCAUUGAGUUUUACUUGGCUAUGUUACACUUCAGAGUUACGUUGCUGGCAGAGAUGGAUUGCGGGUGGCCAUGACUGGUUCAGUCACACUGGGCAUGGAGCCUCGGAAGCACCACAGGGUUACUUCUUGCGGAUCUUCGAAAAUCUGCUUGUGGGAGCAGCAUCAAGUCCUUAAUAAAUUGUUCCAUGGUAGCACCCUAUAUCACACAUUUCAUGGAGCCUAUAGUUAGAUCUACAGAUGGCUUCCCUCAAGGAAUCCUGGGCACUGCCGUUUACCCUGCACAGCACUACAAUUCCCCAAACCCUUAAAAAACUACAGAUCCCAGGAUUCUUGGGGAGAAGUCACAUGCCUUAAAUAUAUGGUGUUGAUGCAACCGCAGAUUAGAGAUCCAUGUAUUUAACUCUAUUUCUUGUAAUAUUUCUCCACUGUGAUUUUUCCUUUCUUGUGUCAUUUAGUGGGAACUAUCAAAUCUUACCAUGGGGCUUACAGUCACGAAUAAAGGCCUCCUGCACAGUACUCAAUUAAGUCUGGGAUGUUAGUCAUAUAAAAUUCUCAGCUAUUAUGAGCUUGAUCCAAAGCCCCUGAGCAUCAGUAGAAAAUUCUUGACUAUGCAGAGACCGGAUUAUGCUAUAUUAGAAGCAACAGUAAAAUACAAACUAUUCUGAGAGAACAUGCAUUAAACCAGCCCUUUGGGCCUGACCCCCACUUGUGAAGAGGAGUUAAGUAGCACUUUCCUCCUAGACUCAACCAGCUUACAUUACUGAAGUAAGAAAACAAGACAAAAAACUUUUGAUAAUAGUCUAAUUGGCAUAAAGUUGUCUCAGCUCAUCUAAGGUCAUGCCUGCUCUGACAAAUGGAUCCAAGCAACUUCUAACCCUGCAGAGCAGGACAGGCUAAAAGUACCAUUUGCUACUUACUCCAUCCCCUCCAAUGCGAUGUGGCUCCAAACCGGGACACCAUCUUCCGGGUCUGUACUCCCAUACAAGGCAUGUGAGAUUGUGGACCAGGAAAAAUACCUUUUUCUUUCUUUCUUUCUUUUGGCACAGCACCCAAAAACACACAUUUUGGGACAACAUGCAAGAUCAUGGACCUAAAAAAAGUGCUUUUUCAGGGUGAGAUCUCAGCUCAAAAUCGCGUGAGAGCCCAAUGCCCCCAUUGGCCACUGUGCUCUUGCGGGGUAAAAUGGGAUGCUCCAGUUUUUUGGGGCGGGUACACCUGCCACCAUCUCUACUUUUAACCCAUUGUCUGAAUGCAAAGGCAAUUCAAUCUUACAGUUUAUGAGUGUUAUUUGACUUUAUUCAAAGUAGACCUAGGGAAAUUAAUGAACAUUAGUAAGUUAGGUCGAUUAAUUUAUCCGUCUACUCUAAGUAAAACUUAAUUGAAUGCCAAACUAGGCUUCUAGAGAAUGAUGGAGCCUUUUUACAGGGGCAGUCAAUAGCCUAAAUGCUGCAGAGCUGGCUGUCCAAGGGAAACCCAAGUUGCUCUUUUCACUGCUCUUUAGUGUUCAAAGAGCAGUUGCCCCCUGGGGAAAACAGCAAAGCAAGAGGAAGUGUGGAUAAGUCCUGAAUUGUGAAAACACCAUCAGUUUCAAAGUUUUUCUAAUGAUGAGGUCUAGGAAGUUAUUUUCUUCUAGAAAAUAAACCAGUUUUUCCUGCUUUCACCUUCGGCUAUAAAAUUGGUGCUAAAUAUUGUACACUAGAGUGGCUGGUGAAACCCAGCCAGAUGCGCGGGUUAUAAAUAAUAAUAUAUUAUUAUUAUUAUUAUUAUUAUUAUUAUCACUAUCAUCAUCACCAUCAUCACCAUCAUCAUUAGACUAUUAGGUAGCAGAGACUGGGUCGCAAGGAGGUUAUAAGUAUGUCCAUUCUAAUGAAAGUGCACUGAAGUGAUGCAAUUGAUCCAUUUUUCUGAGAUAAAGCUGUCAGUCUCUGUUGAAGGAUUAUAUUCAAACUAUUACAGAAGACCUAGCAAAGUUCACUAUGGUGUGGGUUAAAAUGUGAAUCAGAAACACAGAUAUUCAAACUCAUACUUGUUCAGCUGUUGUCUCAAAAACUAGAAGUUCUUUGUGAGUGUUAUAGGUUAAAAAAAUUACUGCCCCUUGUGUAAACCACAGACAGCAAUGCCAAGACUUAGAUGUUUUUGAGUGACAGUUACCCUGUAACUGUAGAAUUGUGUAACUUUGAUUGAAAGCUGCAACACAUGGGAUUUAAAUGUACUUGGAGAAGGGUUAAGAAGCAGACACAGGAACAGCUUGACACAGUUUGGAGAUAGAAGCUGGUAGCUGAAACUUGAAGGCAAAAUUGUCUGUCUGGGUGGGAGGCUAAAACAACUCUGAAUACUCCAGUUUUGCUCUCCCCACUUUCCAUUAUUGUUUGAGACACCCCUGUCUUGUCAAUAAGGUGGGGAAAACAGCAUUAUUCUAUGCAUGUACAUCUCCUUCCUGUCUCCCUCAUUCUCUUUUAACAAACCUGUUCAGAUGUCUUGCUUCCUUUCAAGCUGACAAUAUUCUCUUAACUCAAGCUAUCCUGAGUGUAGAAGGGGAUAGUGAACUCCCAUCUUGCACCUUGAGAAUGCAGCCAUUGCUUUGCUUUUAUUAUUUUAUUGCUUUUUUUAAAAAAAGGAAAAUGCACAUUUUCUUCCUUGUUUAUGAGUCAACAUGCCCCCGUAAGCUCAGGCAUGUUUUCACACAACUGUUGAUUUCUAAAUAUCAAGAUGCAGAUUUUCUUUUGUCCUAUGCAUAAUGUAUGAGACUUGCUCAGAAGGUGACCUUCAGAGAGCUCAGCUACUGGAUACCAAGAGAGAGAGAGAGCCCUUUAUUUAUUUAUUUCCCACCCAAAAAGGGCAAUGUUAGAAAAGAAACCUCAGGGGGGGGAAAACUGCACUUGAGUUACUUCCUGCCCGAGACGAAUUCACACACUUCUUCAGUACAGCCGAUUUGCAAAUUGUAUCUCUAUUAUUGAUAACUUUUAAAGCUAAGAAGAAGAAGAAGAGGAGGAGGAGGAGGAGGAGGAGGAGUUUGGACGUGAUACCCCGCCUUUCACUCCCCUUAAGGUGUCUCAAAGCGGCUAACAAUCUCCUUUCCCUUCCUCCCCCACAACAAACACUCUGUGAGGUGAGUGAGGCUGAGAGACUUCAAAGAAGUGUGACUAGCCCAAGGUCACCCAGCAGCUGCAUGUGGAGGAGCGGGGAAGGGAACCCAGUUCACCAGAUUACGAGUCCACUGCUCUUAACCACUACACCACACUGGCUCAGAUGGUUUUACAAUAGGGCUGGACAAAUUCAUGGAGGAAAAGGCUGUCCGUGGCUGUUAGCCAUGAUGGCCUAGCUCUGCCUCCAUGGUUGCAGGAAGUAAUUAUUCUGAAUGCCAGUUGCUGGAAACCGCAGGAGGGGAGGGUGUUCUUGUGCUUGGGUCUCACUAAAACCAUCUGGGUGGCCACUGUGAGAACAAGGUGUUGGACUAGAAGGGCCAUUGUCCUGACCCAGCAGGUGCCAGUGGCGUAGUGUGGAGGGGCCACAGGGAAUUUUAGUUGGGCAACAUCUUGAGGGCCACAGGUUCCCCCCUCCUGUGGUGUGGGCCAUUUGGGAGAAGAGCCUGUAGGCAGAAAAGAUGUCUGAUUUCCCCUCCCAGCUACGGGGCCUGAACUAUCAGAUAGAAAGUAUCUGGAGCCACGUGGAAAUGCAGGUGAUGACCCUGAGGAGGCCUCAGGCCUAACUCUACAGCAGUGUUUCCCAAACUUUGCUCUCUAGCUGUUGUUGGACUACAGCUCCCAUUAUUCCUAUCUAGGAGGAUCAGUGGUCAGAGAUGAUGGGAAUCGUAGUCCAAAAACAGCUGGAGGCCCAAGUUUGGAAAACACUCUUUAGGAAAGGAAGGGACUAGCAAUGCAGGAGCUGGUUAAAGUCCCAGACUACCAAAACAAAAAUACAGCUCCUGAAAGGAACUGAAGAAUCCAGCUACAGUGGUACCUCAGGUUAAGAACUUAAUUUGUUCUGGAGGUCCGUUCUUAACCUGAAACUGUUCUUAACCUGAGGUACCACUUUAGCUAAUGGGGCCUCCUGCUGCCGCCACACCACUGAUGCACGAUUUCUGUUCUCAUCCUGAAGCAAAGUUCUUAACCUGAGGUACUAUUUCUGGGUUAGCGAAGUCUGUAACCUGAAGCGUCUGUAACCUGAAGCGUCUGUAACCUGAAGCGUCUGUAACCCGAGGUACCACUGUAUUAAUAAAACAAAGUAUGCCUCCAUUUUGCACACCUAACAGAAGCCCAGUGUGGGAGGCCAUUAGCUGAGAGUGAAGAAGGAAUCCCGAUGCCUGUUGUAGCAAUUGUAAUGUCUUGUGCUAGAUGCUGCAUGCUUUUUAAUUAUUUCUUUUAUUUCUUAUAUUGCAUUUUAUUGUAUCACAGUUUGAAUUCCAUAGAACCACCUGCAUGCAACUCAUAGAGUACUGGUGCUGCAUCGAGUACAGUUUGAGAACCACUGCUCCAAAAUAUUCCUUUAAAAUACCAAUAAAAAAACAAGCAUUAAAGGCAAGCUUCAUUUUUAAAAAAUCAAUAUAUAAAGUAAAAUCCUUGGGUUGAAUUCAGUGUUGUGCUCUGCUGUACAACCAUUCUAGCAUUUCAGGCAGAACAAUACUCCUGUCCUCUUCUGUGCAAUAUUCAGGGCGGGGGGAGGUUCUCCUGAGCCUCAGAGCUAGUUUCAGGAGGGGCAGGGGCAGGAGAGGCUGGAAUGCCCCAUUGUAGACGCACAAAGUUUCAGCUGACAGGCUAGUUAAGUGAAUCCCAUGUGUAAUGUUGUAGUCAAUCAGGUCCUACCCAGAGUAGACCAAUUGAAAUUAAUGAACCUAAGCUAGUCAUGUCCAUUAACUUCAGAGGGUCUGCACUGAGUAAGAGGAGCACUGGAUACUACUCAGUAAUCUUAGAACCAUGUAUACCUCAGUCACAUGCCUGGGUUGGUUUGCUAGAACAACAAAAACAUUUUUAAAACACAUACUGAAAACAAUAUAGUGAAGUUGUUGGCCUCCUUGUAGCUCCAACCCAAUUCUCGAAAGGUACAGGGUCACAUCACAUGGAAGCCAUUGCUGCUGUAGCUGUCUAAAAUAGUUCUUGUAGGAACUGGAGGAACAUGUCUGAAUCUUGAUGGUGGGCAACUGCUGGCACUUCAAACCAGGCACUCUGUUGUUACCAUUAACAAGUUUGACUUAUCCUGGAAAUUUCCAAUUGGGGAAGUUGAGAGCGUCUCUUGCUGUGAAAAUCCCAUGAAGAACAACCUUGCUGCUCCCCCACCCUGUGCUUUCAAUUGUGUUUUGCAGUGUCAAACAUUGAAGGUUGUCAUGUGGGACAUGCUUUUAGCAGAGGCUUUAGUUCAAUUUGCUUGUCAUUAUUGAAAGGCCUGACCCUACCACUGAGGCAUAUUCAAUUUGUCUUCCUAUCUUAGGAGAGAGGGCUUUUUGUUUUUGUUUUGCUUUUCGCAAAACUUUCAUGUAAAACAGUUUGCAAGGUAUAAAUCUGUUGCUGCUGCUUUAGCUAUCUGCUGGAGGAUGUACACAUUAAGAUAAAUGGAUUGUCAUCAUUCUAGAACUGUUUAGUUUCACAUUUAGAAGACCAUCUGUUCUCUGAUGGAUGUCCUUGCAUAUAUUGGUAAGAAAGCUGUAUUGGGGUUUUAAAGCAUUUUAAUAAAUGCCAUACCUAAUUACAAAAUAAAGAGAGUGGAAAAAUAACUUGCAGGAACUUUUUUUUUUAAAAGCAAACAGAAUCUGAUGGAUAGAUAUAAAUAUCUGGUGGAAAAAUGUAUUUCACAAUGGUUACACAUUUUGGACAACUGUUAUUCCACUCGAAUAUAGCAUUAUAUUUUGCACCCUGAUGGGCACAGAAAGAGGCAGACACAUAAGCUGGGGUUGAACUGGGCCACCUUUAUUUAGGUCUUAAAUUCAUCAGUAGAAGGGGAUGACUAUGGGAUGAGAACUAACUAAACUGUAUAACUAUAGCCAUUGGGUGACUUGCCCUUGCCUAAGGAAUUGGGGCACGGCUCCUAACUGGGAAAAAAUUCUUACAUGGCCCCCUAAUAGCAACCCUGAAGCACAGUGGGAGACAAGGAGGGAGGAUGGGUGCUGCUGCAAAUGUAGAGGCUGGAGGGAAGACAGAAGUCCUGCCCCCCCCCCUUUUGACCACCUUAGAAAUGCACCAAUUGGUGCCAAGCAUUUUCCCACUCUGCCUCUCUUGGCCAACGGCCCGAAAAGGCACCCAGCCUUUUAGGUAACAUUUAGGCCUUUUGUAUAAGACAUAUUCAGGCAUGUUGCUGCUUUUGCAUUUCUACCAUGGAUACUGGGGGCAUUAGAGUAUCUUUUUUUCUCACAGGAAUGUGCCCUGGAUAUAGAUGAUGGUGUAAAUGUGUGUGGAAAGCUCUGGGAUGUAGUCUACUGUGCCAGUGCUAUUUUUUCUAGGAAAAAAAGAGGUGCCGGAACUCACCAUUAAGACCUCCCUCAUUCUCAUAGAAUGGCAAUGAUGCCCACCUGAGAGGUGCCAGAACGAGUUCCUGCGAGUUCUGGCUGGAAAAAAAAAUCCCUGUACUGUACAAAGGUAAUUAUCACAUCUAAGGUUCCAUCUGCUUUUGCCUUUUCUCCCUAACACCACUGACAUGCAACCCUCAGAGGUUUCUCCAUGAGGGAAUGUGGCUGACAAGAGGUUCCCCAACUCUAUAUAACAGUCUCUGUGAGAGAUUUCUAAUUGCUAGUGUACAAAUGCAAAUGCUGGUGACUCAAAAGAUUUGCUGUAAAGCUGAGGCAAAAACCAGGAUUCUCAAAUUCUUCUCCAUGUCUGAUAGAGAAGAAUCACUCUGCCAGAGAAGAGCUCUUCCCACGCUGCCACCAACCCAGCCACCUGCCUGGAAGAAGCAAGGGCAGCAGAACUGCCCUGAGAUCUUUGGGUGAAGGGUGGUAUAUAAAUUUAAUAAAUAAAAUAAAUAGAAGGAAAGAAUGUGGGAUCUAUCUUUUCAUCUCUCUUUAUAUACCAUUUCCCUGACACUUGGCCUGAUGGAGAAUACAGUUUCCUCAGAAGGCCUGAGAACGAACCUUCUUUACGAGAAAGGUUUACAACAUUUGCAGCUUUUUUUUAAUUGAAAGAAAAGAUGCCUCAGGGAAAGGAGUGGAAUGCAAGUGGCUUAUAAAAUUACUCAUGUGGAGAAAGUGGCCAUUUCCCCCCCUUCUCUGUCAUUGCUGGGCCAUGCACAGCUGACUGAGGUUAGGAAGCGAUCAGGACAGAAGCAUCAGUCACAACUGAAGUACAAAGUAGGUGCCAGAACUGAGAAGCAAGAUGGAAGGGAGGACAAACCAGGAUGCAAGCUGGACUUUGGGACCGAAGACAACCAGAGGAUAAAAGGACAAGCUAGAGCUCAGAAUGACAUGGCUGAUAGAGCAAGUGUAACUGGGAAUAUAUUUUUGUUUAGAAAUUGCUGAAACACAUUUGGGAGGGCAAUAGAUUUGCAUCUCUUGUUGACAAAUACUCUGUUCUUUACUGCUUUUCAUUGCAGUUGCCAGAAGCUAAUCUGGUCCAAUCACUGGUAUGCACCCUGUUGUUUUAAAAGGGCUCCCUGAUAUGGUAAAUUCUUAGCAAUUAUUCAAAAUAUAUUUAACAUCUGGCACAUAUGCUCAGGGAUGAACUACAUUUGUAUGGUUAUCAAUCAUGAUAAUAUAGAGUUUACUGUAUCAUUUCACAUUGCUCAGGUGGAGCAUCUUUUACAUUUGCUUCUCGGGAUAACAAGAAGUCUAUAUUGCCUUGGAUACUGAAGUUAACCUGGUAUGUGCAAAGUACAGAUGUAGAUUCUACUAGUGGGGCCUAUAUUGUUGGGAAAGGCCAGUGGCAGAGGGCCUGUGUGGCUGGCUUAAGGUCUUAAAUUUAAUUCCUGGUAGAGCUAUUUUAAACAUGGAUGAGUAAUAGGACUGAAAAGUACCCUGAGAUUCUAGACAUGGUAAACAGUUUUGUAUUAAAUUGCCCUUGAUCAAAGGCCUAUAUCCUGCAAUGUGCCUCAGUAUCAGAACUACCUAGGAGACCACCACAAGGCCUCUGAAGAUGGUACAGAAACUUCAGCUGUGCAGAAUUCAGCACCCAAGUUGCUCACCAGGGCAAGAUGGUUUGAGAAUAUUACACUGAUCCUGGCCCAACUGCACUGGCUGCCAAUUACUUUCCAGGUCUGAUUCAAAGGGCCUACAUACCUUAAAUGACUCAGGACCACACUGCAUCAAGGACUGCCUCUUCCGAUAUAAAUUGACCCAGACACAGUUGAGACUUCUCCCUCAAGAGGUCCUGAGGAUGGCAACAUGAGAACAGGCCUUGCAGCAGUGUCUCCCCACUUAUGGAAUGCUGUGCCCAGAGAGUCUCGCUUCUCCCCUUCAUUACUUAUCUUUAGGCACCAGGCGAAAAUGUUCCUCUUUAACCAGGUCUUUGGCUGAACAACAUUCUAUGUGUUUGUGGGAGGGGGAGUUAUUAGUUUGCUUUUUUGUUGUUGUUCUCAUUGUGUAUUUUAUAUUGUCAACCAUCCUAUGAUAUUCGGAUGAAAUAAAAUUUAGCAACUCCUUUUUGGGGAUCUUCCUACCACAUUGGGCAGGAAAGGACAGAGCUCAGAAGUAGAGCUUCUGCUUUACAUGUAAAACUCUAUCUGAAAUUCUGCAGAACCACUCUCAGUCAGGGGAGACGAUUCUGAACUAGACCAACCAAUGGGCUGACUCUCAUUUUCCUACGUCAAGUUCUUUUCCCCAUUAUAUCUAGCUAUGGAAUCCUAAUGGUGUGCCAUGUUUCUUUAGUAAAGUUCUGACCUCUUCUAAUCCCAAUUAACCCAUCUCUUUCUUACCCUUGUAUCUGCAACACUCCCACCUUGCUUGUAAGGAAGGGAGACUUUACUGUUCUCAUAAAGAAAAAGAAAACGGCCUCACUUCAAAGAAAGAACAAGUGGAGUAACAGGAUAUAUCCAGAAGGGAGUAAAUCUCUUGGGUAAAGCUAGAAGCGCAGGCAUCUGAAAUUCGUCCCAGGCAAAAUUCCAAGGAAGCCCCAACCUUUCUCUUAGUUCAGAAAUAAUGCCCCAUGAUUUCAAUAACUGCAUGCAGGCAUUGUAGCCUUAGUUUUGCACAUUAAUUUCACACAAGAAUGGAUUUAUCAUAUGCGCUGACAACACCGGAUUCCAAUGGUCUCUCCCCCCCCCCAUACUUUGCCAUACAGGCAAAUAUCCAAGGAGUCAUUUCUGGUGAUAGGUAUACAAACAGCAUGCUGCUGAAAAGCAAAUCUGCAACAAUUGAGUUACAACUGCACAUUACUGCACAGUCAGAUUAUUGUUUGGAAAGGCUCUUAUUACAAGCUUAAUUUGGAUCAAGGUGUAGCUCUUGACACUUUCUUGGACGGCACCUCUCUAAUAUUUUAUCCGAAUAUGUGGGAAUUGGAUUUGGAUAUUACAUUUAAUCAAUGGAAAAUCCUCCGGUUCGGUGCAGAGCUUAAGCGUAUUGCUAGGAGAAGUGAAACGUUGAAAAACAAAGAACGGCAAAAUUGAGCAAUUCCUGUAGUCAAAUUGGUAGGCUUAUUUCUGUGCUAUGACAUGAGGCAAUAAUGGGUGGCAGCUACUUAAAGGAAAUGCAUACAAGCUUCCUGCAGUGGGCUAUGCUCAGCUGAGUGCCUAAAGAGAAUGAAGAGGGAGAGAAAAGGUUUAUCCUAUGCAAAAUCUUUAUUUAUUUAGGUAUGACUCCACUGCUCCACAAUUAGGCACCCCAAGCUCCUAUCAACAAUAGUGGCAAAAUAAUAAAAUACAGCAGAGCUUGGGUGUAUCAGCUGGGAGGAGGGAUGGCAGCAGUAGGGCUAUGUUUCCUGGCAUGUAGAUGGGGGGAGAUGGGCAGCGAGGCUGGGGGAUCUCUGGAUUGGCCAUGGUCUGCAGGAUCCUUACGUUCACCAGCCUGCAUCUUCUCUGACCUCACCUCUGCCAAAAAGCAGGAGCACAUAAAAAAUAGCAGCCAUCUUAAAACAUCUGCCAUCACUGAGUAGUGGGAAAACACAACUCAGUUAGCCCUGUCUAAACAAAAAAAAAAAAAAGUAUUUGGUUGUUGGCAGGAGAUCCCUAGAGAGGGACCUAGAUGUACCUCAUCAGAGCCUGGGUGCAGCUGCUGAGAAGACUCUCUCUUGUGUCUCCACCAGAAGCAUCUCCCCUUGGGGCAGACUCAUACUGGAGAAUGUGGUUCUUCAGAUAACUAGUCACAACCUGACAAGGCACAUGAAAGGUCAUGAACGAGAUGUGCAUCUGCAGCACAAUGGUAUAUGCCUAUUGCCUAUUGUCCUGUACCGCAAAAGUAAAAGGGAAAGUGGCUUUUGAACCAUGUUUUUCUGAGCUUGUGAAUUUCUUAAAUGCAGCAGUCAGUUAACUGUUUGUGAGGCUAGUUUUAUCCUUAGGUCAGGGAGAGCCAACAGAAUGUUUUCCAGCUUUCAGCGUUCCCUUUGAGACUUAGUGAAAAGCAGGAUGUAACUUUUUAAAUAAAUAAUACAAUUCCUGAGCUGCCUGGGAUUGUAGUCCAAUGAUAUCCAUGCUGGCUACCUCUUUUGAAAACUGCAGUCAUCCCAUGAAUAAUGGGUGAUGUUACAUUUAUAAUAGCUGAUAUUCCUCCCUAGCCUUAUUCUCUAGACCUUAAAAACCUAUAGGACUAUGGCUAGGAAGUUGGUUGUGCAUUCCUAAUGACUGUACAUUGACAAAUUAUCCAAUUGGUUGUAAAAUGUGAUGAUUCCUGGUAUGUAGGAAGAAUUCAGUUGUGCCAUCACCACCUGCCCUGAGAAGGCUAUGGCAACAUGGCAUCUUCCAACAGCAAAGUAAUGAGUAUCUCAGUCAAAAGAUGCACCAUGAAAACGACUGGAGCCUGCUGUUACCAUGUGACCAAGAGCCAGUCACAGAAAUCAGUGCUUCUUAUGGAGAAUCUCUCUCUCUCUCUCUCUCUUUCUCACACACACACACACAAUGUACCUUGAAAAAGGAGGAGGAUCAAUGUAAAAAUAGCCUCAGGCAAUCUUUUCCAUUUCAAAAGGUUAGUUGUUUCCCUUUGAUGAACUGUAAGGAAAUGAAAAGUUUCCAACUGGCAGCUCAGAAUUACUUCUGAAUUUAUAAACAGAACUUUUUUUUAUCAGUAGUACCUUACAAAAUAUGGAUUGAUUGAUUGAUUGAUUGAUUGGUUUUUGUUUUUUGUUUUGCAUAUUCCACCAUAAAGUCAUUUUGGAAUAUGAAUAAUAUUAAAGAGGGUCCUCUUAGCAUAUUUAACAGAGAUGGCAUAUGUCGUGUUAUGUAGAUUUUUCUUGCCCAGCUCUCAAUCUGCAUGUUCUCUGAAUAAGGGAGACUUGCAAAAGAUUUUCCACUGCACUGUGUGCUUGGAAAUAAGUCCCACUGAGUUCAACGGAAUUUUUAUUCCCAGGUAAGUGCCUAUAGGGCUGCAGCUUUUUGAAAUGAAACCAUUUGCAAAAGGAGCUGGGGGCCAAGAAGAGUUGCUCCCCAGCAUUUCCUCCUCUCCUGGUGCCAACUUUUAUGUGCAAAGAAAACUUUGUGCUGAUUUUCUCUUUUUUUUGAAGUCUCCCGUAUUAUGGAUUUGCGCAGACCCUUUAGGGCUCUUGUAUAACAAAUGUUAUGAUAAUGUAAAAGGCUUCUGUGCCAUUUGUUGAAAUAAAUCAACAAAUGUUAUUACAAAACAGCUGGUUUAACUACAGGAUGAAGCUACAAAAUUGGCCUCAGGUAUGUGGGCUACUGAGAAGGGAGCAGAUAGAGAAAGAGCUGUCUGGAGUAGAAGCUGGGAAAGCACUGUGGCAGCUGCAAUGGUGAGAAGGAGCCUUUAGGACAUAAUGAUAGAAGACCAAACAAAACAAUUUCUUUGUAAAAACAACAAUAAUAAAACCGAGACGCCCACAGAGCUAUCAGGAAUCCGUAAGGGCCUGCUGAUCAAAAAAAAAAGCAGCCUGUGUUUUGGAGUAUGGCAGGGUGGAAAGGGAAAUCCUCAAGUCUAAAGGCAUGGUGCAUUAAAACAGCAACAACAACAACAACAACAACAACAACAGGAAUUGUUAAAAUGCAGCCCAUGGACCAUCUCAGAAAAUGUACAUGCAUUUCCCUCAAAAAACAAAUUAAUGAAAUGAAAAUUAACUAAAAUUAAUUAAAAAUCAAUUGUGCAAAAGGGGGACAGAAUUUCAUGUGACAUUUACGACAACCAUAUUCAGAAUGACCCCAACUACAAUAUGGAUGGGAAUGUGCACUCAGGUUAUGGUAGAUGCAGUAGCAUGCUGAGUAGACACAAGCCAGGGAGGCAGGCAGAAAGAAAAGAAGAACUGCGUCAACCUGCUAAUCCCAAAAGUGGAAUCUUUCAACUGUCAUCCUUGGGGGUGAGAUUGGGGUAUUACAAGUAUGUUAAGACUGUUUCUAUUUCCAACUGUGAAAUCCUGGGGUGGGGAUCCAGUAUGAGAAUAAUAAUGCUGAUUUCUUAUCAGGGCAGGCUGCAGGAUUUGAGGGGCAUUGAUCGAAGUGAACUCCAUUGGGUCCCCUCCUCUGCUGAUGGGCCUUGGGAGGCUUACCUGACAGCAAUAACAGCUAGCUGCAUUGUAUGGUAGCCCCCAUUUUAAUUCCCCACAAUUCCCCUGAAAUAGAAUCCAUUUGGGGCAUUGUGGAGAAUUAAAAUGGUAGCUAGAAUCUGCCACCUUCUACUCUAAUACAUCCGCCUCAGAGAAAACUAAAGGGGGGUGGUGGUCUGGGAUGGAUUCAGGGCCUUUUUACAAAUAAUAGAGCCAACAGUACAAAUCUUUUUCUUUUUCUUUUUCAAAUGACUGCCUCCAUGUUGCAGGAAGAGAACAAUUACUGGGUGGCAAAGGCCCAUACAAUUAGCCUUGAGCACCUGACUGUAGUUUCUAUGCACAAAGUAUACCUAUGUGGAGCAGCUUAACAGGAAAAUGAGUCCUUCUCUGUCGGAGAUGUGAGUGAAAGGAGCCUAAUGUGACAAACACAAAUCGCCAUGCACUAUAGCUCCCGACGGUUCUUAUUCACCACAUCACCUUGUUGCUCAUUGCUAUAUGUGGAUUGGGGCACUCAUUUUAAAUUGUUUCAUUCUUUUUAAUACCUGAUUGCAGCUUUACACAAGACCUCGGCAUCUGCUUUGCUGCUGAGAGUAAUUUUCCCACCGUCCUCCUUUCAAUCUGUACCAUUUUUUUAAAUCAAAUAUGCACUUGAGUAAUGACUGGAGGUCCUGCAAGAUACAAAGUUGUUUUCCUCUCUUUGAGAAAUGAUUUGUCAGUGAGCACCUUUUGUUGACUAAAGAAUCCAUGCUAACUCUGAAUUUCUUUGGGCACCUAACAAGAAGGUUACAGAUGGUGCGCACUUCAUAUGACAAAUAGCUUGUUACCUGCUGGCAUUUGAGAAGGGGAAAGAAAUGUUUCCAUCAGAGCACUUCUCCAUUUAACAGCUACUCAAUCAAACAGAGAAAAUAUAGAGUCCUAAAGAAAUAGAUGAGUGAGACCACAAUCAAGUCAAGAAUUAUUCAUUACAGCAUCACACUAGGUCCUAGACUAAUGGAAGCAAUCGCUACAUCUUUGGAUGUGGAGAUUUGGAUGUGAGGAAUAAAGGGAAGUACUGUACACCAUGAUAGAUGAUUUCUACCUGCUCUCUCUAUCUGUCUAGUAAUCUGUUUAGGUUUUGCCACUUCUUGGAGUAUAGAGAUAGAUUAUCUGCUGCAAAACAACUGAAAGGUUACUGUGUCUCAUGAUUAAAACGCCAGAUUGCGAGUCAAAUAAAACCUAGCUUUAGUCCCAUUUACUCAUAAACCUAUAUAACUUCAAGAAAACAAAGAACUUGAAUGCCAUAUUCUGAGGGUGGGGGAUACAAUUUCCAUCUAGAGGUAAAGAAAAGGGCUGUGUACAUACAAUGCCCUUAAAACACGUUUUCCCCCUUCAAAGAAUGCAUAUACUAGUUUAAAGUGUACAAAAAUAUGUAUAUAUCAGUGAAAAUAGAAUACAAAGUUCAUUAUAUAAUGAAUGUGUAUAUUUGCUUUGCAAAAAUGUGUAUAUUCUGGAAAAAAUUGCAUUAAAGGAUGUGUUUAUUAUGAUGAAUUGGUACUAAAAUGUUUUUUUCAUGGGGGAUAGUUGUUGUUGUUUUUAAUUUUGAAGGCCUUUUUUGCAUGAACCUAAAAAAUUAACAUUCAAUAAAUAAGAUUAUCCAGAUUCCUCUCUUAAGAAAGGUGGGAACUGUGAGCCCCCCCCCCCCGGACCCUGACUGGCCCACCAUCCUAGAAUCUUGCCACGUAAUAGACUUACAAUGCUGACAGAAGUUUGUCAACACAACUUAAAAGUGUGUUGGCAGGGAUGAGCGGUUCAGUUAAUUUACUUGAUGCUGUGCCCCAGGGGGAGGGAUCCCCUGAAUAAUGUGGCAGCAAGAGAUAUUUGUUCUUAUUGCACAGCUUGAUUGAAAGAUACAUGCUGAACUUAAAGGAAGCUAACAUUUAUUGAGUUAAGGGUGCUGCAAAUCAGACAUGUGAAUUAAUCAGGUUCUGGCCUAUAGUCUUGUGUCUUCAUUAUGGGGUUCCUUUAUGCUAACAUGACCCAGACACAACUCUGGCAGCAAUUACUAGAGGCAACUGGACAUGGGGGAAGUAUACCUCCUAUGUGAACAAGCUCCCCCUUUUAUAGUAUGACCACUGUUUGGCCAAGCAAAAACAAAAGUGAAUGUGUGGUUAGAUGUGAAUUUGGAUGUGGCCAAUGUCCUCCACCCUAAAUACCUGCUUCUUCAGACUGGGAAAAUGGAACUGAAAAUGGAAUUAUUCCUCUGGAUUUCAUAUGCAACUAUAUGGGUAAGAACGGCCGCGUUGGAUCGCUGUAGUUCAUGUCUCUAAUUUUAAAGUGGUAUACAAACAGUGCUGUUAAAAUGUGCUGUAAAAUGUAUUCUACAGUGUAGCACUCCAUAAUGCAAUGAGAGCUGACAAAAGUUUUUUUUUAAAGACAACACGCAUGACAUGUUUGUACUUCUGUUUGGACCAUAUGUUCAACAUUUUUAAAGGCACUGCAAACAAGUGGUCUCUUGAAAUUCCCUUUGGUUUAUCGAAGCUCAUCUUUUUUUUAAAGCCUAGGCACUGUCUGUCUGGCUCAGGCUUUGUUUAAGGUAUGCAUCUAUAUCGGGGGGCGGAGGGGACCUAACCUCAUCUAGCUCCCAAGCAAAUGUUGCUGCCCCACUGUUGUCAUGGCAGUGCCAAAAAGAAAAGAAAAUAAGAACACAGCUUUGAGAUAGCCCAUUCCCAAUGGAUGGGCAAAUUGCUUCUCAGAUCAGCUGUGUGCCUCUAUAGGUGCAAUCUGUGUGUACAUGUUAGAGUGUGCAUUGGUGUGGGCCACAUCCACCACCCACAUCAAGGAAGAAUAUAUCCCUCAGUACAAAUACGUUCCCCUUUCCCUAGUAGGCAAUAUUACUUCUUUGGCUUCAAGUUGAAGCAGCUGUGGAUUGGAAAUUAUAUGGGUAAAAUAGGCAGCAUUGAUUCUGACUCAUAGCUUUUCCAUUUUCUGACAUAUGGAACCUUUCUUUUCACGAACAGGAGGAAUAUCUACGUUGAAGGACAGCUAAAAGGUUGACGGUAGUAGGAUCUUUCAUUCAGUCUUCUUAAAGAGAUUUACACAGCUCUCCUCAGUAACAGUCAAGAAGCCAAAUCAUGGAGCUCAAAAGAAGUGCUCUUUUGGAGCCAUGGUCUCACAGCAACAACAAAAACUGCAUGUUUUGUGGUGCCGCACAAGAUCGCGUCCCUGAAAAAGGCAAUUUAUUCAGAGUGAGAUCUCGGUGCAAAAUCGCAUGAGAUCAUGGUGACCAAAAUGUCAGGAUCUCACAGGGGGCGGGGGGGGGGAGGAUGUUUGUUCCUCCCCCCGCCCCGGACACUUGCAGAGUAUGGAAUAUCCAGAUAGGGCUGUAUGAAAACCUUAAGACCUGCUGGUUCAUUUGGGCAAAUGAGGCAGUAUCCCAUUCAGCCAACGCCCCGCCCCCCACCUGUUUUUCUACUUUCAACAAGUACAGGAAGUGGAACUGACUAUCAACUUCUUCCACCUUAGUUUCAGGGUUAUCCUUGUAGAACUCAGCCAGGAGGAGAAGCAGGAGAAAAUCAAAUUAGUUGGCCCUGCUUGUCAAUGGUUCGGGCUCCUCCUACGGUUGGUCUCCCUGCCUUCCUCCCUGCUAGGCUUAGUGGCCACCAGCCACCACUGUCUGCAAGUCAGUGUAGACAAUAUGGUCUGAACUAGAUGCUUUACUGGUCCGACUCAGUAGGAAGCAGCUUCCUACGUCCCUAUAGAAACUGCUGCAGUGUGUGGUCUUUUUGCAUUAUUCUGGUUAUGAUAAGAGGAUAUGCACCAUUUGGAGGAACCUGCAAUGUUAUUCUUCCCCAUAACAGCAUUGCUUAUCCCAGGAAGUGGAUCAACACUUGUGAGAGGGGGAAUUAUAGCAUGAGCUGUGCCUAUGUAGCCCAACUUUUCUGUAUCUCAGUGGCAGAGCACCAACUUUGCAGGCAAAAGGUCCUCAGCUCAGUCCUUGCUAUCUCCUGUCAGUGACAGCUCCUAUUUACUGGAGUAGGGUGAGCCAAACUCACACUACAGAGCCUCAGUUUAAGGAUGUGGUCUAUAAAGGAUCAAGAGGAUGUAGCCUAUAAAGAUAAUGCGUGAAGAGUCAAUGAUUCUUUGGGUUUUGUUACCUCUUUUGCAUAAGGAAUGAAGCUUAAUAUAUGUUACUGAAACUCAAGCGCAGCUCGGAUUGCAAUGUGAGAAAGCAAAUAACCCUGUUGUGCUGUUGCUCCAAGUUGAUCACCAGCACUUAUUUAUUUCACAAUCUCAGCAGCCUGCUGUCUCCCAAGUAUAUGAACGAUUAGUUAAGGGAGGGAGGAAGCAGAACUUCAUGGACAACUCCCAAAGAUCUUUUGAGGGGGAAGAAAACCUCUCCACUCGUCUUGUCCCAGUUGAUGAUAUGACAGUGUUGCAUCAAUGACACCUGCUGGGAACUGUCUCUCAAUCGGAAAGGGACUCUGAACAGCGAGGGCACGCGAACGAUGCUGGAAAAGUAAAAAGUGAGUGCCAAAAAAACAAGAGGCACUCUGCGGCUUUGCUCCACACUCUAGGAGGUAAUUAAAUAUCACGCAAGCUAACCAAAUAUUGUGUCAGAGGGGGAUAAGCCAUAACGCAGAAUGAUACAAAGCAAGCUGUUAAUGCUUGUCCCCAGUGUGCCUAUAAUUAAAAUGCAUUAUACACUGGUACAGGAUUGUCUAAACUAGGAAGAGUGUGGAAGAUUUUGUGGGCUGCUUGAUGUAUGGCAGAGCAAACCAAACACUCUGGGGCUUGGAUUGGGAGGAGGUAUUGCUGCAAGCAGCCCUGCUGGCUUCCAUCAACCUCCGGUUGGAUCCCAAACCAGCCCUGUACUUCACCCGCCACCAUUACAGAAUGGCUUCACACUUGACCACCACCACUUCUGUCUUCCCUGGCCACCAUGUACUGCAGGACUGUGGAAGCUGUGGUGGACCCGUGUGGCAGGAUGUAGUGGAUGCCAGCUUAGUGAAGUCUUCAUUCUCGGAAGGAGCUUCCAGAGUACAAUGAACUCAUCCGCAAACCAGUCGACUUCAAGAAAAUAAAGGAGCGCAUCUGGAACCACAAGUACCGCAGUGUGAAUGAUCUGGAGAAGGAUGUCAUGCUCCCGUCAGGCUGA
Podarcis lilfordi (Lilford's wall lizard) is the source of this 62838-nucleotide messenger RNA. Lineage: Eukaryota; Metazoa; Chordata; Lepidosauria; Squamata; Lacertidae. The record is from the annotation of a GenBank genome assembly.